Messenger RNA from Porites lobata, 45547 nucleotides. The record is from the annotation of a GenBank genome assembly. NCBI's taxonomy places the organism in Eukaryota, Metazoa, Cnidaria, Anthozoa, Scleractinia, Poritidae.
AUGUGUACUGAACAUUUAUCUGAUGAGCUGUCUGGAACAGUUCUUGAGUAUAAGGAUCAGGUAAAAUACUUAAAAAUAUUAAAGAAAUUUUACACUUGAGGUCAAUUCCAAAACCGCCCAUGCGCCCCCCACCCCUCACCCCUUUCAGGCAAACCCCCAGGCAUUUGACUUCUUUCAAAAUUUAGAUCAAAUUCCUUGGUAUGUUGGCAGUUUAGAUGGUCCAAUACCCCAUCAGCUAGUGCUUCAAGAAGCGUCAAAUCCCCCAUCCAGCAGCGACUAUUCAACAAAUUUCCCAUUCGUCAAAACCAUUUAUUGAAGUGUAAGUGUCCCAAUAAACACAACCGAAAUACCGUAAGUCUUGAAAAGCUGUCUUAGAGAGGUUUGUUCAUUCCAAUAAAAUUGUUCAUUCCAGAAAGCGUGGGCUUUUUCAAAGGCUGUCAAAUGCUCCAACAAAACAGCGAAUAUAAGAGCAAUGGCCCGUGAACACGGUACACAUGCUGAGUGUGGAAAGAAUUUUAAAAAAUCCUUUUGCCUGCAACGCUGACACGUUUUGACACAAAAUCAAGUGGCCAACUGGGCGGGCGUCAUUUUGGGUCAAAUUCCUCACUGUAUGGAGCAAAACUCCAGUCAAAUGAUUAGGCUAUUGCACAAAGGGGGAUGGGCGGCUUUGGAAUAGACUGGUACGUAAGACCUUCCAACAUGCAAAAACAGUGGGCAAAUUAAGUUCUUUUCUGUAUCAGUGAUAAGUGAGGGAUUUUCUUAAAAUGUCCUGUAUUAUUAGCCUGUCCACAUUUGAGUACCAGUAAUUUAGUGCAUGCAUGAGGUAGAGUGAAGGCACCAGAGUGUGUGCAGAGCCUCAGAACAAAUUUGAAGUGCUAGAGAACUAAAAGGAAGAAAGAAUCAUCUGGGAACAUAUUUGGGAAUAAAUAGGUUUUUAAGUCGCUCCCCCUGUCAAAUCCAUAUCAUUACCAUCUCCAUAUCCACUAUACCAAUUAAUUUAACCCAAUGACAUCGAAGAUUUUAAUUGCUUGUUCAGUCAGGCUUAAGUAUCACUUUACAUCCCUCAUGUAUUAAUAGUAAAAGAUCCGAAAUUCAAUAGAAUGAUUGUAGACAUUGCGUCUUUGUCAAAGUAUGUCUAUACACAGACUGCUUCAACCCUGAAAAGCCAGUGAAAAAAGGCCUAAAGCUGGAGCAAAUCAACACAUCUGCAUGAUUAUUGUAGAACAUGUGACUGCAUGUCUUAUAGUAAUUCUAGACAAUCAUCCCUAUCCUGAAUAGCAAAAGACACGUUAUUGCCUAGGUGUAGCCAAAUGUAAGUUAGUGACCAGAUUUCUGCCUGAAAGAAGCUCAAGACAACCUGCUGCUGCUCUUGUUUGAAAACAUAAGUAGCCUCUUGAAAAUUUCACCAAAGAGUUGUCAACUAGUUUCCAAUAGCCCGGGGCUGGUGGAUUUUGCUAUGGGGCUAGUCAAUCCUGUUAUAAACUUGCCCAACAGGCAAGUUAAAAAUUAAAUGAAGUUUUAACGAAUUCAAAUUACAGCAAAAGUAUUAUGUAAUGAAUCCUGCACAUCAAAACAUUUUUGGGGCUAGUUGAACUUGCUAGUUUUGGGCUAGUACAUGCUAGCUACAGUUGCCCGAAAGGCAAGCAGUAAAACUGACUUUCUUUGCACCCUAUGACAAACUCUGCAAACUACAUGAUUUGUGCCAGAAUGGUAAAUUGCUAAAACAGAAGUGCACACGCAAUUUUUUUCUCAUGUACCUAUCCCCACCACCUUGCGCUACAACCGGUUGCGAAAGAACUGAGACACUUUAUUGUAUUUUUGGCAUUUUGGCCUGUCCAUGUCCCCCCUCCACCUCUUAUCACAGUUGCUAGCAAUACAAGACCAUGCUCAAAACUUGGAGGAACAACUUUGAAUGGAAAGGAGGAGGGAGGUCAGUAUUAUGUCUCACAGACCUGUGACUAGCAGCGAUUUGAAGCAAGAAAGGUAGUUUUUUCUUCAGAGUUUUUCAACAGUUUUGCUUCUGGUUGUAGCGGUGAACAAAUUCCCUGUUUUUUUUUUUAAUUCAUAAUGUGCAUGACAGAAGCCCUGUGAACAGGCUUAAUUUAUUCCUGUAUGGUUUACCUGCAGUAUCAUCACAUUUACAGUGAAUGUCUUGACAAUUUGAAUUCUUUUCGUACGCAUUAAAAUUUUUUUUCAGAUAUUUCUUUGCAUCUCUGUCGGAGUUGGUGUAAUUGCUGGCCUGCUAGCACUGUGCUCUUUUUAUGUUGGGCUUUUUCUUCUUGGUAAUUAUGAAAAAUAUUAUUGUAGAUACCUCAUGGUCAGCAUUAGUAGAUGUAACUAAUGCAAGUACCUGCAAUUUCAUGAGACUUAAAUUUCAAUCGCGACAGCUGGGAAAUAAUUUCAAGCCUGGUAGCAUCACAAUAACAAUUGACUUCUGGUGAGACAAACAAAAUAAACUAACCAUAUUAUACAAAAGGAUAAAUAUUUUGUCCUUUCAAAGUAUUGUCUUUGAGAUUGAUUCCUAUUUGAAUGAAAGAAUCCUGCCAUUAAUAUUUGAACCUUUAAUUUUUUUGGAGAAUGUUAAUUCAAAUAAACUGUAAAUACCAAGCAUCGCUUUCAUAGGAGUUGUACUAACUGCGCAUUUCGUUGCUUAUAUUAUGUUUAUAGGAGCAAGCAUGGGAUGGUUUGUUGGCAUGGCUCUUCUGACCCUCCUUUACAAGCAUUCAGUGUACUUGUCUGAACACAGUUGGCUACCCUACAUUGUUCUCAGUGCAUUUGCCAUUGUGGGACGAAUCCUUAUUCUCUGCAUUCAGAAGGUAUGCCUUUUGCAUUUUGUAACCUUUAAACAUAGUCAACAAUAAUAAGAACAACAAAAAUUAAAAAAAAAAAACAUUAUCAUUUGUUUAGCAGGCCAAAGAAUGCCAAAAUUAUAUAUACGUAUUAUUUUAUGGAUUGGAAACUCCACCACGGGCAGCGUCACAAAGGUCACCUGAACAGCAUUUGUGGUCAAUAAUUAUCUAUGAUAAGUCCCUAGGGGAAUUAUUUACAAUUUACUGCAUUUCACAGCUGUUAGCUGCAGAUGCCCAAAUCCCAUUUUUGAUCUAUUUACAGGCUGUAAUAAUCAUCUCUACUUCAUUUAUGGGAGCAUUCAUGUUUGUCAAUGGUGUUGAUUACUUCGUGGAGAACUGCAAAGCCCUUUAUUACACUGUGAACAUCUUGCAUGGUGAGAGUCUAAUUAGACAAGAAACUGAACAUUAAUGAUGUGAGAGUUGUCAUCCGUGAUAGACUUGUCACGUGCAAAUCAUUAUAUACAAAGUCUUUGCAUUCAAAAAUGUUUUUUAGCAGAAAAAGUGGUUUUUAGUUUCCCAGACCUUUCAUUAUUAACAAAAACAACUUUGUAAACCUUUGCAAACUAUAAAGGUAAAAACAAAAUACAUACAGCCUCAUAGGAAUAAUAUUGACACAGUCUGCUUUGAGCAUCAGCCAUGUGCUAGCUAGUUUUUGUCAGCAUUAUUUUGUCCAUUCCAAAGGCAAAAAGGUAAUUAGAGCAAAUUGGCUGAUUGAAGCACGAGCUUUACUUUUAAUUUUUUUUGUUAAAUAGAUUGUUGGUGAGCUGGCAACUUUAAGGCAAACAUAUAAUAUUAAGCCAAAGCCUAAAAGCAGAGCUUAUGUGAAAUAUUGCAAAGUUUCUUAAUUUUGUACAUUUGAUUAAAACCUGCCAUUACUGCUGAAAUGUAGCUGAAGCUGCUCAUGACUCAUCAGGAGGCAUCUCUUUUAGAUUGAAUGGCUUGUUCCUAAAAUUUUACUUAAAUAUUAUCUGGAACUCAUUUGCCACAUUUACAAGUUAUUAUCUCAUCACCAUGAUGAUGUAAUAAAAGCCUCUUCACAUUCAGAUUUCACAAAAUUAAACUGGGCUUUUUAAUGGAUCUUAUGCACGUAGGUCAUCACGACAAGUCUGAUUUGCCACACUGUUGGUACACUUGGGUGGUGUUUUCAUUGAUUCCAAUCAUGUUCAUCGCUGGCAUGAUUGUGCAGUUUUGCAAGACUGGAAAGGACAGUGAUCACAGACAAGGUAAUGAUAAAAAAAGCAGACCAAAUCAAAAGAAUCAGCUGAUUUACUAUGGUUCUUCACAAUGAAGCUUUUAGGCUGCUGUCAUCCCCUGGACAAGGUACUAGAUGUCCAUGAUACUUAACUUUGGAUGGUAAUGAUGUCUUUAUGCACUUUCCUUUCAUUGUUCAUUUUCCUUGUCUAAGAAAACAAAGUGAUGGCAUUUUCAAGCACUAAAUAAACCUCCCAGGUUGGUUGAGAAUGCUUGUCAUUAUGUGUCAUAAUAAGUUAGAAUGCUUUUCCUAACUAGCUAGUAGUUGUAAUAAUAACAUUAUUUUGUUGCUGGUGGGCUGGCCUGAUGUUUCCCUCUCUUCAUCUCAAUGGGCGCUGUGAAACAGCAUAUUCAAUAAGAGAUCCAUUAACUAGACAAACCACACAAUCGAUCAUUAUUGGGCUGCCCAUGAGGGCAAUGCCUAAUAGAAAAAUGGAGGCCGCCCUGUCUGUGCAGCAAAAAGACAAAAUGGUGGUUAGAACUCCCAGAGGGCUUUGCAUGUCCCAUUCCAAUUUUUGCGGGGAGGGGGUAGGUCAUUUCAGGUCAUCUGGCGAACAGAUGUAUAAGUCAAUUUGGAACAAACACAAUUAUUGCGUGGAGUUAUUGGCCCUAUAUCUAGGCCAAAUGAUUGUCUAAAUAUAGUAUUCGAUGAUCAGGGUUUUCGGUAGCAUUUGGAAGUACCGGAUGCAGUGGUUCAGCUGGCGGCCGGAGGCACGAACUCCUAGGAGGGUCCAGGGGCUUGUCCCCUGGGAAAUUUGUAAAAUUGGACUCUCUAAAAUGCAAUUUCCUGCGUUCCCUGGACCGGAAUUGGGUAACCUGGAAGGUCUUUUAAGGUGUUAAAAAAAGCUCACAAAAAAAGAAAUAAUUGACUGAUUUGGCAAUUAUAAUUGUCAGCUGGCAGUAGUUUUUUUUAGUUGAUUCCAAAACGGACUCCAAUCAGAAAGAGUGUACGAAUCCCAUAUCUCUAGAGUCAGGCUCGAGAGCUGCUCUCUAGAGAUUGUCUUCAUCAGAUCCAAAGGCUGAGUCACUAUCACUGUUGGAAUCCACAUCAUCACAAUCGACUUGCAGAUUGCCCCGUCAAAUAGAAACAUAUUUACUUGGAUAGUUAGUAGGGCUUUAUGCAAUUUCUGACGUAAAUAAUUUGCUUUGCGAGUUUUAAUAAACAGAAAACUACUGUUUAAAAGUUUUUAAAACACCAAAAUUGACCCUUUCGCAUUUUGACAAUAAUUUCUGGAAUUUUCAGUUAGAUCAGACUAGUCACGUUAGUACUGUCAUGCUAUAUUUGGUGGCAGAGGGAUGGGGGAAAGGGGGAGUUGCAAUUGUAGAGAUGUCCCAGUUAAAAAUAAUGCCAAUCGUUUCUUGCUUCAAAAUGCUAUCUCUAUCCCAUUCCACGGGCUAGGAGUAGCUAUACACUCAAACCGGUAAAAAGUGUUAUUAUAAUCUAUACUUCCCAAAAUAAUAAACCACUGCAUCAUGCAGUUGGCAGCCCAAUGAACCCUCACUAUACAGAGGUCUUGUUAAUUCUGACAUGGCUCAGCAGCUGCUGUUCAUUAAUAAUAAUUAUUAUUUAUAAUCUGCUAAAGCCAGAGCAAAAUUUUCUGAUGUCAAUAUCUUUUAUGCUGUGAAUUGUGAACAUCGCUGUUGUAUGUUAGAGGUACGGUUGACUCACUAAGUGUAGGGUCUAAGUAGUUAAGGUUUACUAGAGGGUAAUUGUAUAAUGUAAAUGGUUCAUAAAAAGCAUGAAAAAUUAUUAGCUAGUGUUUUCAUUGAACCCCUGUGAGAAAUUCCUUUGAUCUGUCCCUUUAGACAGUAAAAACCUGCCACUAUGAACCAACAUUUUCCCGAGUUAGACAAAAUAGGUUCUCACACAUUGUAGCUAAUUGUAUUUAGUUGUAUUCAGCCCAUUUCUUUCCUAAAACCUGUAUACUUAUUCAAUUGCAGUGGGGGUAAUAAGGCACCUGUGUCUCCAAAGAGGAUCCUUAAUGUUGACUUAUCUUAUUUGUCCAAGUGUGCAGAAUUAUAGAUUUUAGAAAAUAAGAACCUGUUUCAAAUUUAAGGCUCAACAGAUUCUUGUAUAGAGGGGGCCUAACUGGCAAAUUUUAGCCUUAAAGGUUCUUAAAAACUAGGCUCUUAGUCGCAGGUUUUUAUCUGCAUAAUCUGGGUGAAAUGUUCUAAUUCUAUAUUUUCUCUGCAGCUUAUGCUCAAGGUGGACAUGUUCCUUCCUCAGCCACACCUAUGUAUAAUUUUCCUGGUGAUAAGGUAAUGAAAUUUCCUUAAUUUAUCGUUUUACAGUUUAGGAAAAAUGAACUACCAGGGUGCAAAGAAAAUCAUUUUUACAGCUUACCAUUCGGGCACGCUGAAGCUAGCAUUUACUAGCCCAGACGUCAUUUCAACUAGCCCCAAAAGCUUUUUGAUGAGCAGAAUUGAUUUCACAGUUCUUCUAUUAUUUGAAUUCCUCAAAAAACAUCACUUGCCUGUCGGGCAAGUUAAAAACAAUUCACUAGCCCAAUAGCAAAAUCCACUAGCCCCAGGCUAUCGGACACUACCUUAUUACAUGAAAUUUUGGCAAUUUUUAAAAAUCCUUAUUUAGCGGCUCUUUAAUUUAGCGAUUUUUCGUGAAUUUUGGAACAUAAGUCACUUCAUUUUUGCAAUUUCACGCACUGAAACUUUGGCGAAUUAAGUUAAUCAAAACUUUUAUGAUGACAACAGAACAUUCAUGCAUGUGACAAAAAUAAUCAUAAACAUCAAUAGCUUCAUUUAAAUCAAAACCAUAGAACAUUCUGAAGCUUAAUUUUGAACUAAAUAAACGACACACUGCAACUGUCAUAUCCUGGUGCUGUCACUCAUGUUUAAGGUACAUUGUCACACAAAGUCAAUGGUACAUAUCAUAAUCGACCAACAAAUAGCAUAUGGGUGUGAAACUGACCAGAUGGCAGAAUUUCAUAUCGUACUCACUUUAAUUUAGUGACACUUAAUUUUGGUGCUGCAGUAAUUUUAUUACAAAUAGUUAUAGUGUGUCCUGGACUCAUCUUGUGAAAAAUCAUGAGUCCCAGUGCACUGAACCAAUGAGUGCCAGUAAAAAAAAGUCUGAAAUUGAAAAUGCUUGGGUGUUUAUGUAACCAGACAGUUGAUCUGAACACAGACUCCAAAACUGUAAGGACUAUAUUUUAAUUAAUUAUGUAUUACAGUAUACUGAAAUUAAAAUAUAGUCCUUCUAUUUUAAAGCACAACAAGGGCUAAAAGCAAUAUGCAUCAUUAAACAACAGCCAUAAUAACUGGCACAGAAUUUACACGAAUGGGACGUUUCUACAAACACGCAUGUUCAGAUUGAUCAAUCGAUCUUUGCGUACUAUGGGACACAUCCCAUGAAUUUUUUUGCAUCUUUGGGGAUUUUUAUGCAUAACGGAUGCAGGAGGCAGAAGUAUCAAAAUCACUGAUUUUUAAUUUAGCGAUUUUCUUGCUCAAUUAAAGUGUCGCCAAAAUUUCGAGUAAUAAGGUAGUCACCACUUUUACUAAGUUGUACAUAACUAGCUGUGAUAGAUCUCAAAUGAAACAUAAAAUAAUAUUAGCCUGGCUACCUGUGUUCUUAUUUUAUUAACCUUGCAUAAAGUUAUAUUAUAGGAGAGAGCAAAGAGAGAGGGAAAGAUUUUGUUGUUUUUCCCCUCAUCUUGUCAGUCUCCAUGCCCUUACCCAACACUUUGCCUGCGACUAUCCUUAUACAUGACUAACACCUGGAGUAAUGCAGGUUAUGUAAAUAUUAAUGAUAUUAUUAAGGUUUAAUUAUUUAUACUACCAUUUUUACAAUAACUGAGCUAUUUCUCGUGCGCUGAUUGGGGGACAGUUAUGUUUGAAAAGAGUCAAAAACAGACCAUGGAAACGAUAUGAUGGUGCACAAGCAAUAUUCUCUUUCUUGCGUGCGCUGUGUUCCAUGAAAUUUCAAUAGGAAUGGAUGUCAGAACUGUCCAUGUUAUUGUAAAAAACAAAUCGACUACAAUUUUCCUUAGCCUGUACUCUUAUUGACCAAUGGAAAGGAUGUCAGAAUGUUAAAAACUGUGCAUUGAUUUGGCUAAUAAGUUGUCCCCUAAAUGACCGGCUGCAAAAGCCUACAUCAAGUUGAAUUCAACUGGAAACACUCUGUUUUUUUUUCGCGAGGGGGGGAGGGGUUCUAGAUUUGUUUUUAUUUUUCUAAAAGGGUCAUAUUUUACACGUUAACAUGUUUUCUGGUCCUUCUUAUUUCAGCAACCCAUUCUAACGGAUUAUCACUAAUCAAAAGAAGGUGAAGGAGACACGUGUAGCAACCUGUUUCUUUUCCAGAAUUUUCUAAGAUAAUCUAAGAACUAAAGGCAGACCUAUCAUUAGUUUUUUAAGUGGCUAACAACAAGUAGACACUGUCAGCAGAAAAUCAAACUUUGUUAGGUAAUAUAUGCAGUUUACUUUGUAGUAUAUAUGGACCUGCGUGUCCCUAAACCCUACUGAUGCCCAGACAGAGAAACUUGUUUUUUUUUUCAGGGGCACCCAAAUAGAUGUUUUAAGCCACAUUCUCUUUUUUUUUUCCUUUUAUUAAUUCGCUAUUUGUAUUUUUUUAAACCCCACUUUUUGUUGUAAUUAGCCGAAAAAAUAUUGUGCCUUUUUCUCAACCAAUCAGAAGCGUACGGAAAUUGAGCCAAUCAGAAGCAAAACUAGGGCCGAUAGUGAUUUGCUAGCUCCCGUUUCCCUGCAUUCGGUGACUGAGUGCUACACACAUUUACUUAAGCCUGAUUGGUUUAUUUGACUGUCGCCUCUUACGAUGAUUGGUCACUGUAGUAAGUAUCGUUUUGUUUUCGAAAAAUUAAAUUAAGUUUUAUUUGACUUUUCAUGAAUAAUUCGAUCAAUCAGUUUCUUUGGAGUGUACAGGCUGCGUUCUCCCUUUCUUGCUCAAAAUUUUCUUGUAAUGAAGUUUGAGCACAUGAAUAAUUUUCUGGGUGUUGUUGAUAUCUUCAUGGAACAAUCCUCUGUACCUAAAAACUUAAAAAAGUAGGUAAUAAACAGUUAUAACACUAUUAUGACACAAUUAUUGUAUUCAGAAAAAGCUAGCAGAGUUUAAUAUAUACAAAGCACAAAGGAAAAGAGCACAAACAGCUGGUUAUCUCACGUGACUUUGGCAAGAGAGACUCACUGAAGUCAACCAUUAAAUGGCCAGAAAUCUUUUAAGUUGUUUGAAGUAGAAGAAGAUACUUUUAUUUAGCUAGGGUAACUCCUACAGUUAGAAAAACUGAUAUCCUUAGAGGCCCUAGAUAAAGAAGAAAUAUAAAAAUAUGUUAAAAAUACUUAAAACUAGUCCUAACUAGGCUAAUAGAAAAAUAUCCUUAAAAAAGGAUAAAAACUAUUACAAACCAUUAAUAAAAACUACCAAUUACGAUUAAAAACUUUACAUCCAUGAUAAUAAAAAGCUUUUUUCGUACUUUCUAAUUUGAUGGAGGGAAGACGGAGAUGAUUACUUUGCCGCGUUUUUCUCUGUACGAUAUCUCUAUUAAGAUAAAAGUAGUCCAUUAAAAAUUGCGGGCAGCGCUUAUUUAGACAUUUCUUCACAAGGUUGAACGCGUGAAUCUCCCGUCUAAGCCCCAGCGUAUCAUAUUUAAGGUGAGCUAGCGCUUCAUCACUGUUGUUGGUUUGCAUGAAAAUCCUUGCCGCACGUCUGUGUAAUUUUUCUAUAUUAUCAGCAUUCGUGCGUCCGCAACAGUUCCAAACGGUAUCACAAUAAUCAAGAACAGGAAGAAUAAAUGAUCUGUAAAUUAUACCAGCCUUAUGCAUACUAAUGCUCCGCCUGGUGCGGCCAAGAAUUCCUAUUCUCUUACUAACUUUGCUUAUUAAAUAAUUCACGUGCUCGUUCCAUGAAAGCGACUCAUCCAAAGUUACUCCUAAGUAUUUAUACUCAGCAACCCGUGUUAGCUCCUUGCCAUCGAUAUUCACAGAGAGAUUAGCAGUUGCUAACCUAGAAACAAUACCAAAUAAAACGCAUUCUGUUUUGCCUAGGUGAAUAAAAAGACUGUUGUCUACAAGCCAGUCAUUAACCUUGGCAAGUUCACUGGUAAGAGUACUACUGAUUUCUUAGGCAUUACUAGCGGUGAAAUACAUAACUGUAUCGUCAGCGUACAUCAGAAUCUGGCAUCACUCUAGAGUUAAAGGCAGAUCGUUUACAAACAGGACAAAGAGUUGAAUUGACCCUUGAGGCACACCCGAUGUAAUAAGACAUGGAUCAGAGAUUUCUUUACCAAAACUCACGAGAUGUUUUCGGUCUGUUAGGUAGUUUCGGAACCAGUCUAACUCAAUGUCCUUAAAUCCAUAUGACUCUAGUUUGCUAAUAAGUAUUUCGUGAUCAACAGAGUCAAAUGCCUUGCGCAAGUCAGUAAAUACCGCCCCAGUGAGCAAUCCAAAGUCCAAGUAAAAAGAGUUAAUUUUCUUUUGCUAGACACAGUUUAUCAUGGACGCCUCAUAAGACUUUCACUUUUCUUGUCUUUUGGCUAAUGAUCGUUGUACACCUGUUUCUAAUCCCGGAUUGUAGUAGCCUCUGAACGGCAGACGUUUCGAUCUCCUCGCUCAUCGCCGCUGAGGGACGUUUCGCGAGGAGGAACGUACGUUCCUCUCGCGUAACGUCCCUCAGCGGCGAUCAGCGAGGAGAAACAUCUGCCGUUUGCAGGCUAGGAUUGUAGCCGUACAGUCCCAUCUAGGGGUUUUGGUUACUGGGUUAUCUUUUCGCUUUACCCAAGUAGAAAGUAUUUUAAAUCACAGGAAUACGGGCAGUAUUCUGCGUUUGAAUACAAAUUUAAGGUAUUAGCUAACAACGCCUUUUCGCCAUGAAAAUCGGCUUUAUUGGUAUCCAACUUCCCUCCUGGCCGGGCCUGUGGCAAGUAGCGUCGCAUGCAGACCUUGUUAAGGCUUGCCGAGUUGCUUGUUCCUUUUCUAAAAAAGUCUGCAUAGAAGCUGGCUAGCUCCUAAUUGAUCUCAAAGUUGUUUUACAGCGGAUUAUUAUUAUUUUUUUAAUUUUAACAAAAAGUCAUUCUUUUUCUUAUGUAAGGAAAAGAAUUUUUUGAUUAAUUAUACAAUGUAGUUGUAAAACUCUCCAACACCCCCCUGCCAUUGAGAUCCCCUUGCACAGGUCAUCCGUUUGCUUAUUUCUUGUACAGUGGAACCCCGUUAAUACGAUCACCAAUGGGCCAAAAACAUUUGGCCGAAUAAACAAGGGUUUUUUUAACAAGAAAAUGCAUGGCGGUUUUUGCCAGGCGGCCAAAAAAAGUGGCCGUAAUAUAUUACCGAGGUGGCCGUAAGGUGGGGUUUCACUGUACCACGACAAAACGGGGGCUUAAGUUUUUUUAGGGAAAAAUAGGGAAAGGUUCUCAAAAAACUGUUGCGUUAAUAUAGAAUUUUAGGCUAUAGCAGUUCUGAAGAAGGCAUCGUAGGCCAAGUAAAAAUAAAAAACAAACAAACAAACAAAUGUUUCUCGUCUGGAUUUGUAUAAAGAGAACGACAGUCAAUUGAAUACUUUCUUUACAAAUCAUUACUCUAAACAGGGAUAAGUUGGAGUUUUUCGGUCAAAUAUUGAUAAAUGAUUAACACACAAAUUUGGUUUAUUUUGGACAUGUUUUAAACAACGUGAUGCGUCAUACGAUAAAUAUCCCAACAGGUAGGAGGCCGGCUUUAAAAACGUCAGUGUAAUAAAGAGAUGAGUGUAAGUUUUAUGAAAAGUAACUCCUGUUACACGGGAUUGUAGAAUAAUCUGCGUCGAAAGUACGCCUGUUGGCGAUGAUAAAGAAAGUCGGCCCCCAGAAAUGAAGGGGGCAGGGAUAAGAAACAUUUGUGUUUGUAUUUCUUGUUGUCGUUGUUUUUUACUUGGCCUUAGUGAUGCAGAGGCGGAUCCAGGAUUUUUUCUUAGGAGGGGGUGCACUCGUCUCUUGCUCUACUUCAACACCAAUAAAUCACAUAGUUUUUUUUUCGCAGAAUACCAGUUGUAUUAGAAAACCGCAGGUCAUCUCAGGCGGUGGGGGGCGCACCCCCUGCACCUCCUCCUAGAUCCGCCCCUGUGAUGCAUUUUAAUAGACGAUUUUUAAGUUAUGUCAAGAGCCUAUUAUGAUCUCUUGGUUAUGUACUUUUCAAUUUCUUCAUAGAAAGAUAGUAGUCUGUGUUAAUGGAAACACCGUGGUUGAUUUUUUGUGGCAUUAUUUUAAGUGUAUCUAUUAACACAUAAAUUUCUCAUGAAAAUGUAAUUUUUGAGACAAUUACUGAUUUCUGCUAAAAACAAAUAUUAUAAGAGUUGUUAUUAAAAAUCAUAGAAUAGUGUAACAAACAAAUUCCAAAACUCAAAAGAAAACGAUUUUAAAUUUAUCGAAUAUCGCAAUCGCUCGAACUUUCAUGAUCAGGGAUGUUAAUCAGUAAAAAGAAGUUCGGUUAUGUAACAAAAGGUAGUGGUUUUGUUAUUGUUGUAGGGUUUUUUGUGUAGUUUGACUUGGACUAGGGGUUUCGUUUGUUUUUGUCAAAAACGAAAUAAACAGUUUACGUUUAGGAUGUUUUUUAACGGUCAUACAGUAUUUUUAAUGUUACCUUAGAAAUUCAUAUCGAAUAGAUUAAUUGAAAGGGGACUCUUUUCCUAUCCAUGAUCUUUUUUAUGUCGCAACAAAAAGGUUAUUGUAUGACUGAGGUUUUUCGGUUCGUUACCCUUUUUCUCCGCUCAGCGGAAUAUGGUUUUUGACUCUGUCAAUCUGAAUCAGAGUAAAUGAAAAUCACCAUUCCUCUCUCGGAAACUUGCUUUUAAACGGCCUUUUAGUUAGAGUGGAUUUCAGUUUUAACUAGUGUAUGCCACUGGCGUCCUGGUGUGGCUCCAUUCGUUCGCCCAAAUAGGACAGCUUGAGUGUUCACUGGGCGCGAUCCAUUCAACCAAAAUUCAGACCGGUCCGACCGGGAAAAGAGGACCACCUCAAAAGGUAGACCUGUUUUUUCGAAACUUUUCCGGUUCGACGGAACCGAUCCAUUGAGUUUUGGACCGAAAUUUCCGGAAAUUUUGUUUGAAUGGAUCGUGCCCACUGAAUGCUUGCUAGCAGGCUAGACGGGAAUAUAUGCAUCCUGACCAAGAGCCAAAUAUUUCUCGUCCGGGCUUACCUAGCCUGAGAUCAUGCCCUCUCCCUAUUAUCCCUUUAUGUCUCUCACGGGAAGAGGGCAUGAUACAUUUCUUUGUCGGAUCACAUGUAAAAAUGCCAGAAUCUGGACUUUUUUCUGAUUGGAUAGGAAACAAUGCGGAUGAUUUGCGCUGUUCCGAUUGGCCAAAAUGACGCCAUCCGUUAGUUGUUGUUGAUUUCAGUCUGCAUUUUUGCUUGCGUAAUAAGCAGUGAAUACACACGCGAGUUCGUUAGAAAUGAAAUUUCUGCCCGCUCAGUUUUCUUGAAUUUGAAGAAUGCCUGAAUAGAAGUUUCAUCCAUUGAAAUAUUGACCAGCUCAUCGUAUACCAAAACAGUUGCAGUUAAAACUUCACCGAUCAUUUGAAUGCAAUUUGAUACCGGCAACAAGUUACAGAAGCGACAAACGGGUUCACUUUUCAAAUAAUCAAUUCAUGAAUGGAAUCUUGACCUGGUUUGACUGUAUUUCCUCCUUCAGAAAUCAUGCUGCGAAUUAUCCUGAGCGAUCUUCGCUUUCACAACACCUUUCAGUUCGUGAAAUAUGGUGCUUCAGCCUAAUUUUUUUUCCACUGCUUUCGUAGUACAGAACGAAGUCAACGAGCUUUAACCAGUAAAUUCUUUGUUAUUUGUAGCUAUUCACAAAGGUACGACAGCUCCAGAGUAUUUCAUCACAAAAACAACACAUUAAUUUUUUUAAAUUAUUUUUUGCGAAGCGCCAUCUGAACACGGACGUACUUAAAAUUUUUUUUUUCCCCUAAAACUGAUCAUGAUUUCAAAAGAGACAUUAUUCGCGCCAAAAUUUGAUUCCCGUUUGGUAAACGCUUAUUGGCUAAAAACAUGACAGGUCAAGCAAACGGUAGAUCAUGUAAAUUAGGGGGCGGUUGACUGCUUGUUAAAUAAAUGUAUCAGGCGUUAUUUUUUUUCCCUCUCGAGCCAAAGAAGCAAAAAAAAAAAAAAAAAAAAAAAAAAGACGCCUGAUCUCAGGUUAGGGCUUACCUAAAUAGGUCGAUAAUGAUAUGACCAUUGUGUUUUUGAAUUUUUCUGACGGAGCGUAUUGAUUUUUCUGACGUUUGUAUUUUCGAGCGCUUUUCGGGACAUUUUUUCGUAAAGUUUUCUUAGAAUAAGAUUGUAACGGAAAAAAAGAUCCUUGUGCCGUGGUUGGAUGUAAUAAUGAUCGCCUUUUUCCCGAGAAAUAUACAGUGAAAGAUCAUAUUUCUAAUGCUAAACUAGAAAAAGACGAUCAUUAUUACAUCCAAACACGGCACAAGGAUCUUUUUCCCCAUUACAAUCUUAUUCUAAGAAAACUUAAAGAAAACAUGUCCCGAAAAGCGCCCGAAAAUACAAACGAAAUGUGCUCAUGCCCCCUGGGCAUACUAUAAUACUCCUUAAAUCGAAUUAAUUCAAUAUGGCCGCCGUAUCGGUAAAAAGGUCUAUUGGUGAGCACAUAGUACGUCUAUUUGUCGUUCAUAAAGCCACUGAAGGUAGAAAAGGAUGUAAAAGAGAUAACUGCGCAUCCACAAAUCCAGCUUCGAAGUGGCAGGGUAUUCAGGGGCACACAAUGGAUCUGUUCCUCAAAAUAUCUGUUCUUCAGGCACAUUUUUGCUGGCUGGGAGAUGUGAAAGAAAUAAUAGUCCUUGGAAGGAAAGUGUUGCUGGGAAAAAGAUAAUUCAGGAUGUCAGAGGGGAUUUGAAGUCUAGAAUAGCUGCUACGGGUUACUUGUAUGGGUUACUUACCACUCAAGAUCUGAAUUGUGCCCUAUGAAACUUCCCAGUAAGUCAGGUUGCAGGUUGUAAGGUUGCUGGCUGGGAACUCUUCCAUCAGUCUUGCUGGGAGUGAGGAACAGAUAAUUUUUUUCCAGCAAUCUCCCAAAAUGCUUAAAAUAGUCUCAGAAAACUUUAUUCACGCUUUGUUGUUGUUUUAAGGUCUUUUUCUCAAAAUUUCCCGUUGGGUGCCCCUGGGUAUUCUGCAGUUCCGUACUCCAAACCCUCAUUUACAAAGGUUAGUUUUACGUUAAUUUAUAGCGCACCACUACUUUUCCGAUUUUUUUUUUCGCAUGGCUCGCUUGCUUGCACUCUCGUCCAAACUGGAGAUUGCUGCCGGAGAAAUGAUCAGGUCGGAGAACAGAGUUUUUUUUUUCAAAUUGGAGCUGCUGUCAUGUUCUUAUGAGUAAAAUACAACUUACUAUAAUAAUAAUAAUGAGCUGAUGAAAAGUUGCGACUUUUAGAUAUUUCGAGCAACAGCAAUUUGUCGUCUAUCCUCAAUUUUGUGAUUCUAGUCGCAUCCGUCUGAAGUUCGCCAUUGGGAAUAUGGCAUCUUUUUCCUUAGGAGUAAAUGAAACGAAAAAUACGGCAUUUUUUUCUACUUCAAGUGUGCAUGCCAAGAACGUCGAAACUGUAGGCUAAUGGCACACCGGAAGAGAGAAGAAAAUGAAAAGAAAAAAACCCUUUAAUUAACCUGAUAGUUUACUGACCGAUGUCUGAUUUUGGGUUUUGGCUGGUAGCCGUGCAUGUGGCUCUCGGUUGCAUAAAUUACUAAGUCUUGCAUUAUUCAGUUGCGCGCGCAACUGACAAUCAACCAAAUUAGCAAGGAAGGCAAAGCCGGCUUUUAUGACUUAAAAACAACACCGCAUAUGAAUUGAGCGGGUAAAUUCAACGUCUGCAUCAUGGAAAACUUAGAGCAUUUGUUUGGGAGUUAAGAACCACGAGGAAGUAAACGGAAGGAGCGAUAAAACACUAAAUUUUCACUGGCAUCACUCAAUCAACAAAAGGCAGGCGUGUGAUGGAUGAAUUAUUUACACUGUUAUACAAGAAGGGAUAUGCCUCAAAGAAAUUGCAGUGUUUUGAAGACGUAAGUGGAGGAUUAAGCGUUGGCCAGGAUAGUCCAUUUUGAGAUUUGUCAUGUUAUGACCGUUUUCUGCGAAAUUACAUCAUGAUCAUUUUCGUGAUUUUGUCACGAGAUGUCAGUCACAUCUGUGUCCCAUCCUGUCACGCGUGAGUGCUGCCUGGUUUGGACAAUCGAUUUUGGAACAUUGGAACGGUCAGAGGCUCUGGAAUUCUUGGACAUUCAAUUGUUACAGAUGAAUGAAAGAAUCUCAGAGACAUGAGGAAAUUUCAAUACGUUAUUCAUCAUCCAGACAAGCAUUUAGAUCCGUUCUUGUUGCGUGAUCCAUAGAUGCAAGUUUAUUUUUUCCCCCGGUCUAUUGUAGAUCUUUUCCUUAAUGACCUGUUAAAAUUUGAAGGCCAAGGGGUAGCAAAGCAGUAUUUGUUAAGGUAACUUCAGCUAAUUUCUUAGUCAGUCUUCUGCAUAUUUAAACGUGUUUUGAACGAUGUAAGUGUCAAACCUUGGAUGUGAACGAUUUCACCGGACAUCGCCGGUCGAAAAAUUGAGAGAGCAGUUCCAGGGGACCGACUGCUCAGAUCAAAGGGUAGUCUCUCUUAUUUCCUUGAUGUAAAGAGUAGGGAAAAAAUUGUUCAAAUAUGCAUCUUCGCUAGCACAUAGCCGGCCCCGAGUUGGAAGGAAAAAUCGCUUGUCAACAAAACUUGAAUGACUCAGUGUUUUGGCGCGCUGAGUACACCACGUGACUAUAAAUUAUGACGUGUCCGGUAAGCUCUUUGCUGGGGGUCGUUCGAGAAUUCAAAAGGGCGGCUUUCGCUCUGUAGCGAGCCGGACGGAUCCUUGAAGAAAGGCGGAAUUUACGAAGAAUCUUGCGCCGUGCAUGGAAACGCAAGGCCAUCCGACAAUCCAAAGCUUGCAGAACCCUCUAACGAACCUUAUCGAACGGUAUGGUCCGGUUAUUAUUGGGUUCUUGGGCUUGUGAAUUGUGAUCUUCGUUCGUGAAUGGUUGUGCGUGGCACCGCCAAAAUGGCGUUGGCAUCGUAAGAUGGCGUUGAAGUGACGCGGACUUUUUUCUCAUUCACAUAGACAUUCUGACUUCUCCUUAACUAGCGUAAACCAUCUCUAAAGUUAAUUUGCACUUUUCUGUGCUAUCUUGGAGGCUAGUUAGGUAAAUUAAAGGGCAAAAUUGACGAGGUUGUAUUGCAUCACCUCUAGGCCCAGCGCAGCUUUACAGUCUGGUCUCAGUUAUGAACGUAGCUCUGUCGAUUCAUUGAAUGGAUUACAAUCAGAGACUAGCCCUGAGGGGCUCGGGAAGCGAGUAAGGCGUUUAUCCCACAAGUACGACGAUUUUGAACAACAAACAGUGGUAAAUAUUACUCUAAUCCAUUUCAUAGUACUUCGCUAGCUUUUGCUCGAGAGAAGCGUCCUAAAAUUUAAAUAAAUGACUUAGAUUUAAAUAUUUGUUAACACAGGAAAGUCAAAUAAAUUCUGCUGGAACUGUUGUUCUGUUUUAUAUGUCCUUUGUAGCGAGGAAUGGCCCAAACACCGACUACCGGGCAAGAGCCUAAAACUUCUCGCACGACCAACCAACUGCAGUAUUUGUCGAAAACGAUCAUGAAAGCGAUGUGGCGACAUCCAUAUGCCUGGCCGUUUCACGAACCGGUGGACGCCGUGAAAUUAAAUUUGCCGGUUAGUAUGAUCUGAAAUUCAGAGUAUUUUACGUCUUCUCUUACUCUGUGAGUAACUAUUGUUGUUGAUUGAGAUCUUGUGGUCUUUCAGGAUUAUUACACCAUCAUAGAACGUCCCAUGGACAUGUCUAAGAUCAAGAAAAAGCUAGAAAACCACGAGUACACUUGUAGUCAAGAGUGCAUUGAUGAUUUUCGUCUUAUAUUUAAUAACUGUAUGACCUACAACAAGCCUGGAGAGGUAAGCUUUAGGUUGAUCGUCAUAUUUUGCGUGCUGUUGUGGGGAAAUUGUCAGAUUUUUACUUUCGUGUCUUCAUUGAGGUGGAGAGGAAGUGGAGUUGGCUUGCAUAUGUAGAUGUUGCUCGAGUUUGACAGCAUUGUCUUGUGUGCUUGCUUACACUCACCACAGUAUGAAAUACAGUUUAUAAUAUACUAAGAUACUUCAGCUCCUCUCCACUGCAAUGCCUUUUUUUACAGACAAGUAAGCUUAAACAUGGUUAUCCGUUGUAUAUUGCUUAUCUUCUUGAGCGUGGUUUGAGUGAAAUAACAGGAUUAUCUUUUACAAAAAAAUUCUUGCUCCAUGUCGAUCCGUUUUAGUAAGACUCCUCUUUGUUUGCCUUCACACCAAGCUGUAAACAUGGCAAAAAACUGUCAAUAUUGCUUCUCAAAGUGGGACAUUUUAGAGAAGAUAUUGAAUAUUUCCGGUGGUUAGAUGAAGCAAGACUUUUUGAGGCAAUAAAUUGUCAUAUCAUUAGGGAACUUGAGCUAGGAGUAGGAGAUUAAGUACAGGUAUAAGUAUUCUUUAGAUGGUUGUUAUGGUGACAACCUUUCCCUUGAUGUCUUUUUAUGUGCCAGCUAUCAACAGGAAGGAGCAAGCUGCCUGUGGCAUGACUUGCUCAUAAUUGCAAAGUCGUUAUUUUGGAUUCAAUCUCAUUGUCACAUCCUAGAGGCCCUGUUGGUGUAAAAUUCCGACAAGCAACACGUUAUUGAAACAGCUAGAUAAAGUGAAAUGUCGACAAGCGACAUAAAAAUGGGAUGAAUAUCGACAGGAACAUGGCCUACUCCUCAAAUUGCAAAUCGACCAUAUUUAAAAAUUCAGACUAGAGACAUGUGUACCCUCCCCCCCCUAAGAGGGCCUCAUUUAAAGUUCACUAUCGAUACCAGCUGAACAAUCAUCCCGCACGGGCACCUAAAACUUAUGAUUCUGGUGGCAAUAGCCUCUAUGCCUACUUCCAAUAAACAAACAAUGGAAUUCCCUGCUUAUUUUGUGCUUUUGAGAUGAAAACGUAAUACACUGGUUGUCGACUGUAGGCAAAAAAUUUCUGCUGAUAAAAGUACACAAACAAGCACUUUUCGUUAAAUUGGAAACUCAAGCGAAUAGAGUUUCAAGAUGUGUGAAUCAAGUUUCUAGCAUCUUUUACUCAUUUAAGUUUACCGGUCAAUGGGAUCCUAGAAAUGUGGCUUGGGCUCCUAACUUUCGAUUUUAGGGGCCCAAGGGGCUCCCAAAAAAAUUUCUUAGGCAGCAGCUUUGCAUCCUCAUAAACUAGUAAAUAUUUUCAUUUGAAAACAAAUUGCUAUGCUGUAUGGAUGGUAAAACUGACAUAACUGCUGUUGCUAGGGUAGAAUGAGAUAGGUGGGCAGUUUCCCAGGAAUGUAUAAUGAUCCAGUUGUUUUCAGUUCAUUACAGGGGUGGGGUGUAAAGAGGAGUCUUAUUGCAGAGACAACAGAAUAUAUAAAUGAAUAAUGCCUCAGUUUUAUUGAUAUGGUCUCAUUAUAGUAAUGUCCUGCUGGGAGAGAGUAUUUUAGUUUUCCUUUGAAUUGUUAACCAGUGUGUUUAAGUUGAUAUUGAGUUUGUUUGAUUUGCCAAGUUUGUUCUUUAAAAUAUGUACUGGCAUAUGUCUCUUUUGUAACAAAGGCUGAUGACACUUGCAUGCAACUUUCAGCUUAUACAAUUUGUUGCGAAGCAAGAAAUUGUAGUCAUGAGUGUCCAAUGUAACAACACUCUUUACAUUAGCUAGUUCAUAUUUUGAGAUGCUGUCUCAGUUAUAUCAAAAGUAUUGAAGUCUCUUUUCCCUUUUUGAAUAAUUAACUGAACAUUUUAAGGAAGUUCUAAGGAAUUGUUCAUCAUCAGAAAACUCCUGUUAUGGAAAGCAACAACUUGACAACCCACUACCAAUAGGCCAUUUCACAACAUACCAUUAACUUUCUUAAAUAGCUGUUUGGGUAAUGCUUUAUGUGAACCUUACUUUUGCAUUAUCUUUAGCACACAAUUUAUGUCAGUUUGUCAAAAAUUUGCAAACUCAGUUGUGCUACAUUCAUUUUGGGUGAAGUGUAGUUUAGUACCUUUGUCUUUUUUUAAUAUGUCCAGGAGUUUGUCAACCAGAGAAGUGCGUUUAGGGUUCUCGAUAGAAGCCGGCACCCGGCGAUUGAUUACCACCUACUUUGGAAUUUGUAGCCGCUUACUUUGCAUUUUAUUUGCUGCUUUCCUCUUCUUUGUUUGAUGUCAAGUCUUCUACCUAUCUCUUUCAUCUGAUUUUGAGUUGUCCUUCUCAUACAUGUAUAUUAUACAAAAAAAGCAAAACAUUUGAGAACAAAGAAGUAAAUUUGCUUUUGCUUCGCUACUUGACAACCGCCAUUUUUUCAGCCACGUAAACAUCUGGAUAUAUGACAUUCACUUUGGCCCAGCCCUUCAUUAGCCCUACAUCAAUAGUCCAACACAGGACUGCCAUUACAAUCAAUGGUCCCAUGCUUGAUUCUCCUGAAUGUAACAAAUCAUUUGUAUCAGCUGUUACUCUCUGGAAGAAGAAGGAAACUCCCUGCUAAAGUUUCGAAGGAAACUGGAUCAACAGCUUUGGCAGUUCAAUUUUCAGUAUGUUGAUUCAGCUUGUCAGACAGAUGCUUAUAAGAACACUAUGGAGCAUUCAGAUUCUAUUUGUCCUGAUUUGUUCGCUGAUGCUGUGGACACAAGUAUUGAUAUUUUAUCGGCAUUGGGACUAUCGAAAUGCCAGGAAGACAGUUAAUGUGAUUCUGACUUCCACUCAGACUGUAACUAACUUCACUCUCAUAUCAUUACAUGCUGUUGCAGUGCGCCAAUGUUCAAGUUUUACUUUGGUCAGUUACUAAAGAGACACAUGGCAUCGCAAAGAAUACAUUAUUGAAUUUGUAAAAGGAAUAAUAAUUUAUUUUUCUAAGCAUGAGAAUUACAGUAUACAAAAUUACACUGUUUUCCAUUACGUAGACCUCAAGUGGAAAGUUUUUGCCCCUGAUAAAAGUUUUUCAAACACUUUGACAAAAUGUGGUGUGUAGUUAUUCCAUGUUUCCAAAUUUUCUUUGUGAACAUGCCUCAGACCCCUCCCUUUGUCACAGCCACCUUCUUAAGGUUGGCCAGAAGCCUACUUCAAAUCCUAUUGAGAACCCUGUAAGUUAGAAGGACUCUUAUAUCAGAGAUAAACCAACGGCUAGUGCAAGCCUCCUAAACGGACUCUGAAUUCUAUUGUGUCUUUGGAACAGAAAACGGUCGUAAUAAUUAUGUGUUAUAGAUUACCAUUUGCCUUUAGGUCAUUUCACAUGCAGUUUGUGCAAAGCACAAAAUGUAUUGUGAACAUUAGGUUACAUGAAGUUAUACCCAACAGCAAUUUAAGAAUAUCAUGAUAUUUUUUUACAGUGGCCUAUGUGUGUUCCACUCAUUAUAUGCAUAAAAAAACAACUAAUAGUAAAAACUGGUGUGAAGAUUACUGAGAUCCUGGCUUAUGUUUCUAGUAACUCCACGUAGAUGUACUUAAGUGGUAAACACCAUGUGUGUGCUUGUUUUCAAAUUUGCUUGUUUCCAGAUAUUCUGCUGUGUCCAUGGGGUAGUGAAAGAGGCAGGUAAAAAAGUCGGACUGGAUCAACUCGGACCGCCAGUCUGGGUCGGAUCAACUCGAAUCAACUCGGAUCGAACAAAAAAUAAAAAUAAAAUAACAUUGGACUCGGAUCAACUUGGAUCAUCAAAAAAUCAACUCAGAUCAUAAAAAGAAAAAUAAAAUCAGUCGCCGUCACUUACCUUUCACCCGCCAUUUUGUUUUUUUUCUCAUGAACUCGUAGUUGCGUAAAUUAAUUUUAUUUUUAUUUCUAUUAAUUUUAAUGAUACUCUAGCGAGCAGCACACAUACACUUCCAGUGAACAUUUUCAACUUGAAAGAUGGAGAAACCAUGCUCACCCGGGACAACGGAAAUUUUAGUACCCCCGGCGAGAAUCGAACUCUCGACCCUCUGAAUACUAUAAAGAUCGGACGUUCUAAACACUGAACCGGAGGGUCUCAAGUUCGAUUCUCGCCUGAGUUACUAAAAUUUUCGUUGUCCCGGGUGAGCAUGGUUUCUCCUUCUUUCAAGUUGAAAAUCUCCGCUGGAAGUGUAUGUGUGCUGCUCAGUAGUGUAUCAUUAAAAUUAAGUUUCAGAAGUCCUCCAGAAAAAAACAAACAGGAACAAACAAACCAACACUCUUCGGUAACUAUCAAAAUGCGAUCAACAGACCAGGCUUUUGAUGCCUUUCUCAUAAAUAAUUCAGUACACUAAAAAAUAAGCAAAUAUAUACAUUCUAGGCGACUGAAACUAUCAUUUUCUUUGGAAUGAAUAAAUGGUCGAGAUUUUACCUUCCUCGAGGACAUCCAUAUCUGUGUCCUUGAAACAGAACGCACGCAUUGUGUAACGCAACCACGAGUUCGUAACAUGAUCUGAGAGGAACUGGCACUAGUAAAACAAAAUGGCGGCUGAAAGCCACGGAGAAAAAAAGGAUUAUCUGGCCUUUUUUACCCUCCAAAUGGGUUAAAUUUUCGGUUUUGCUAAUUUAAUUUGUUUAUUUUUCGUUCAUCUGAGUCCAAUUUUAUUUUAUUUUUGUUUUUUUCAUUCGAUCCGAGUUGAUCUGACCCGGACUGGCGGUCCGAGUUGAUCCAGUCUGACUUUUGUACCUGCCUGUAGUGAAAGUGUUGAUCAACUGAGCUGGUAAAAUCAUCUUACCACCAUAAAAAGUUAAAUGCUAGUCCUUUGUCGAACCCAAUCUUUGUGUUUUUAAAUUUGGCUUCCUGUGUUGUCAUUUUAGUUGCCAUGGUGCCUAAAAUGAUCACGAAUUAGGUGAUAAUUUGUGCAGUAUGUGAAUGAGAAAGCAUCAGAGUGCAUCUACUGAUCCAGAGAGAUCUUUGGUUUAAAAGAGAAAGGGUUCUCUUGGUUAUUUUGUUGAGACCCACCUGAGUUGAUUAUUGAGUUCUAAAAAGGGCAAUAUCUUUUAUCACAGGAUGUUGUUCUCAUGUGCCAGGCAAUGGAGAAGGUGUUUAAUCAGAAACUUGCUACCAUGCCUCCUGAGGUAACUAAAGAAUACAAAUUAUUAACAAAGUUUAAAAAUUCAGUGUUUGUGGGAUGAGUUGUGGAAGUGUAAUUCUUUAUGGAAAAAUGCAUCCUGUAGACUUCCAGUUUCUUUUAUCUGCAGUUUUUGGUAAAUGAUAAUGAAAGAAUAUUAUGUAAUAAAUGGCCUAUUCUAAUAUAUGAGCUUUGGAACAGGUGCCAACAAGCAGGACCCACUGUAUAUCGCCCUUAAACUAAGUCAUGCAUCAUUUGCUUACCUGAAGCAGCAAUGAAGCCUCCCCUGGAGCUCCUUGUGACUUACUUUUCUCCUUCAGUGAUUAGAGAAGCUUAGUCUUUUGCACAAAGCUCAAAUGCUUGUCACCCUUAUUUCAUAGGUUUAGAGUUUUAAGCUCCGUAAAUACAUAUGUCCUUUUGAGAAGUAUGAUCUUUCUUAGGGAACACUUAACUUACCUUCUUAAUAUUGAUGUGCAUGUUAAUUCUCCAUACAAUUAUCACUCCUCAGUCAAGGGUAAAGGCUGAUUUGGACAGUACAAUUUUUGCUUAUAACUAUCGUGCGCAACUAGCAUAUGUUACGACUUUUGACCAUCCACACGUGCACAAUUUUCACUUAUGACAUCCACAAUGUAUCGUACGAAUGUUGUGGGUCUAAUUUAUACGACACAAUCUGUCGUAAAGUCAUGAUGCAUGCUAGUCGUGCCCGAUAGUCGUAAGCAAAAAUCGUAUCGUUUAAAUCGAACUUAAUAGAACAAGAGUAAAGAAAAUGAUCUUUAAAGAGAAAACAUCUUUGCUUGUCAACAAACAUGUACUCUUCUUAGUUAUGUUAUAAAAAAUGACUGGAGAACAGUUGAUGUUGAUGUUGUUUUUGGUAGGAGUAUGAAGUGAUGUUAGGACCUAAAAAGAAGGCAGAGCCUAGUGGGCCAGCUGCUAAAAGAGCUAAGAGAGGGGCUGUAUCUGCUGUCAAAAUAGAACAACCUCCAGGUAAGUAUGUUAAAAGUAAGCCAUUUGCACGAUGGCAUCAUCUCACUACUAUGACGAGAAUCCUUUUCGUUUUUCUUGUCAUAUUUGAAUUUGGUAAUCCCACUAGGGUUCAAGUAACAGAAGUCCUAAAUUGCACAAAAAAGCAAAACCCUGAAGGAUCCUGGUCUUAAUAAUGAAAUGACAUCAUUGUGCAAAUUGCUUAUCGCCAAGUAAUAAUCUUUUAAGAACAAAUAAGAGUACAGUAAGUUUUUAAAUGUAUAGUAUAAUGAUGGACGUGUUAACCACUUUUCAACUGCUUACAUCGGGGGUUCAUAUCUUGAAUUCUUUAAAAGUAUUCAAAUUUGCAAACCAGUAUUCCAGACCUGGAAAAAGUCUGGAAAAUAAAGACAAGUUUUAGAAAAAAUGGUAAAUAGUUUGGAUUUUUUGUGUUCUUUUUCAAAACGGCCACACUUUUCUAAUUGCUUAACAUUCAGUUACAAAAUCACAAGAUUCAGAACUCUCUUAUGUCGGCAUUCCUCUUCUGUUACGUUUACAAGCCAUCCUGGGAAAACCUUAAUUCCUGCGUUUGUUGAGGUUUCUGUCUCUUGCUUAUUUGAUAACCUUGAGUGUGGGAAAAGAAAUUGUAAUUGGGGAGAUUGGAAUUGGAAUUGGAAAAAGUCUUUAAUUUUGCAUUCAAAUGUUUGUACGAACCCUGUACAUUGAGGUGACUGACAUAUUAAAUUGCCUGGUAGUGCAUUAAACGUAUUUCAAUCUGAAAACUGUUAAAAUAUUCUAUUUUGUCUCCCUUUUUGCCAUUUAAGUUGCUCCAGAUAGUACUCCCAUGACAAGUUUGCCAUAUCCCACAACGCCAGUGUCUGUUGUGGCUACAACAGGACUACCAACUUCAGUAGAUGCAACAACUGCACUACCUACCCCUGCUAUUUCUGCAGCUCCUGCUUUGCCAUCGACUGCACAGCCAGCCAAGGUAAUCCUUUGAAUGUACAGUUUUAAAUUUUAGGAGAUGCUUUUCAGUUAGCAGUAUCCCUAGGCUGCUUUUUUCUUUUAAAAAUGGUUGAAAGUGGUUAUUGACUGGCUGACUUGAAGAGUAAAAGAAAAUGAGAAGGGUUUCUUUUAAAAAGAAAGGGUAAAAUUUUCCAUCAUGUCGGUAGCCUGGAAAAUGGGUACAUGUCUUACUUCUAAAUGCCUUUUGCUUCUGGAAAAUGUAAGCAAAAAGAUACUAUUUGAAGCUAGUCAAGCUGUUUUCUGGUCACCAGGUGGCCAAAAAGAGGAAGUUAAAUGCGUUGUUGGUGGGGCAAAAUGUAGUAUUGGACACAAAAUUGAGAGUGAACCCUUGACUUUUAUCUUUCAUACAAUGUCCUCUCCUUUUUCCAACCUUUUUUUGGACAUUUUCUAGGCUUUAUUCUUUUAAGAAUGUAUCUAGUGAAAGUACCUGAGAUAUUUAAGGAAGUAUGUUAGGAAGUGGAACAGGGUUUUCAUUUGAAUUUUCUAGUAAAAGUUGAAUGAUUGUUAGCAUUUCGUACGCACAGUCUUAAAGGUCCUUGAAUUUUAGGGGAAGUCCUUUAAAAGUCCUUGAAUUCCAGUUUUCAUUGAAAAGGCCAUCAACUUUGAGUGUAGUGGCCUGGAAAGUGUUUUUAAUGCUUCUUGGUUGUCCAAAUCAGAAUAUGGAUCAUAGGCCAGAGAAGUAUAUGGUGAUUAAGUGAAGUGGAAGACAAGUGAACUAAAAAUUGUAUAAGGGUUGGUUUAGAAAACAGUUCAAGCCAUUAAAGUCCUAUUAGAAUUUGAAAAUCAAAUGUGGUCCUUGAAAAGUCCUUAAAAAAUGGUUGCAAUUUUUUGUAAGAACCCUGAUUAAUGGUUAUAAUUAGCAAGAUCUGUUUUCAAUUAUGUCAUUAGGGGUACAGGAGAUGCAGUUUGAUACAAGCAGUUACAGGUCAUUGAUUUGUCAUUGAGUUUAAAACAAAGCAGUGAUCAUAUGCUAUUUCAAAUUUCAGGUCAAAAAAGGAGUGAAAAGAAAAGCAGAUACUACGACCCCCACCACGCCGAUCAGUACAAUGGGGGAAGCUUUACCUCCUGUGAAGGCUAAAGCGGCCAAAAUACCAGCACGGAGAGAGUCAACAAGAACAGUGAAAAAACCAAAUCGAGAUUUACCUGAAGAGCCACAGAUGGUAAGCUACAUUUCUUACGUACAGCACUAAAAUUAGUCUUCAUUAUCAAACCUACUGUUAUUUUUUUAGACCAUCCGCAUUGAUUCAGACGCUGAUGUUGAUUCCAGCUGAACUAGAUUCAAAAGAAGAAAAAAGUUCUUUUUGGUCAAACUGUUUGCAAAAUACGUUAUUAUGAUUUAUGCACUAGGUUAGGCACAUGAAAAGUUUGGCAUCUGAAUGAAAGGCAUUCCAAAGUUGUUCCACAGUUGAAAUUCACGGCCAGGCUAGCCGGGAAGAACCAUUUCAAAUUGAAAUAGGCGUCGCUAAUUGAUUCAGACACUAAACUUUUCAUGUACUAAAUUCAAUGUAUUAUGUUUGGCGUCUGAACCAGGUCUUACUUAACACAAUCAAAUUCAUACAAGACAUGUAGAUUUAUCACAAUCAUAAUCCAUCACAACAGUUCACCAUCUAAAUCACCCUUAGCAAACUGAAAUUGACCACUCUGGAAAUACCAUAACAUACCAUAAUGCUCUUUGUUUGUCACUCCAGAAUUUUGCAUAAGCAUUGUCUUAAGUUUCUCUUGGGAGUCAAAAUGACCCCAAGAGAAAUGGAAAACAAUGCUUAUGCAAAAUUUGGGGUGACAGACAAAGAGCAUUAUGGUAUGUUAUGGUAUUUUCUGGAGUGGUCAGUACAGGGCAAAUACUAGGCUGUUCAGUGAUCUCACACUUAAAACCCUUACCAAUUGUUUUAUUUGUUGCAACUCUCCUUUCCUUUUAAUUUCUGUAAAGAAAACAGCAAAUAUCAGAUUGUAGAUGAAAGUGAAAAAAUAAUUUUAUUUUCUUGGCUGCUGCUAGCACAUUUUUCUUUUUUUUUUUUUAAACAUUUUGUACUUACCAGGCCCCAGUUGUUCAAAAGGUGGAUAUUGCUAUCCACUGUUUAAAUCACUAUCCAAUAAAUAUCACAGUUAUUGGUUUCCCUAACACUUAUCCGUUCGAUAGUGAUUUAUCCGGUGGAUAAUGCUAUCCAACUUUUGAACAACUGAGGUCAGAUGAAUGAGAGGAGGGAAAUUUGUUGUCAUUUCUUUCUUUCUUUCCUUCUUCUUUUUAUUUAACAAUCAUUCUUUAUAAAGAAUGUUGUACUUUGUAAUUUUUUAGGCUCGUGGUAAAAAGAAACCAUUAUCGGAGCAGCUUAAGUACUGCAGCAAUAUUAUCAAAGAACUGUUUUCCAAGAAACAUGUGGUGAGUAUUAAUUCUGUUAAAUUUAGAACACCAAAUAAUAUUUUAGGGAUUAUUAUUGUGUACUGGCCAAUCACACUUAAGCAGUAGACUAUGAAACCAUGAAAAUAAUUGACUUUUUCCUUGCAGCGAAAUAACAUUCCAGAAAUAUCUUUGGUUUUCACAGUUUUCCGAGUUUCACAGUGAAUAUUUAUAGCAAUUUCCAGAGAGGGGCUAACUAUAAACCAUACCCAUUGUCAAACUGUCAAUCAGUAAUUUCAAAAAGUAGUUUUUACUUUAGUGCUAUCCUACUUGGUUGCCACACGUUAGGAAAUGGUCAGGAAAAAUAAUAUUUCUUCAAGGUCAGGGAAUUUCUCUAUGAGUCAGGGUUAAUUUAAGUCUUUGAAAGAAGUCAGGGAAAAGACAUACUUUUAAGGAUACAUUUUUACAUUUUUAUGAACAUGAAUCGUGUUUUAUUGAUAGAAUAUUGUUCAUUUCAACUGAACAACAAGCCGAUGUUGGGUUUUCAGAAAAUCAAUCCUGUGUGCACAUUAUAUUAAGGAACUACCAAUUCAUGUACAUUACACGUGACUUGCUGAAAGCGUAAAUAAAUGGGUGGGGGAUGGCUGUGAUGGGAGUGUUGAGUCCAUUAUAAGGACUAAUCUGUGAAAUUGUAGUUAAUUCACUUGGUGAGGGAAAUUUUACAUUUUUCAAAAAAGUUAGGAAAAAAUUCAAGGAAAUUCAAAAACCUCUGGCUGUGGCAACCGUGUACUAGUCAUGUUGUUCUGCAAUCUCAUGUUUCAUAUGAGAUGCGACUUCAAGGGCAUACUUUUGUAGAGUCCAAAGUUGUGGAAUGUUUUUGUCAAAUUGGUUGUGGUAAAGUUAGUGUUAGUCUUUAGACUCUUGUACCAAGACAUGCAACGUUUAGUUGCAAAUGCAAAGAUGUUCAACAAAGGAUAAUUUUGAUGUGUUGUUUGUCUUGAAAUGCACACCUGAUAUUAACUGAAUGAUGUUAUUAUUUCAUUGUAGGCAUAUGCAUGGCCAUUUUACAAGCCUGUUGAUGCCUCCUCACUUGGACUGCAUGAUUAUCAUGAUAUCAUAAAGCAACCCAUGGACAUGGGGACAAUUAGGGUAAGUUCAGAAAUGCAGUUAUGUGUUAACAACAGUAGGUCAGUUAGGAGCAAGGGACGGUACAGUGUUAAGUGGACCCACCUCCAGUUUUCCCCCAGUUCCCACGGGUUUCUCUUCUCCUCUUCCUGUUUUCACUAAGCAUUUGUGGAUCAUUAAUUAAUCAUGUUUGUUUCGUUUCUGUUUGUCGAUUUUAGCUACAAAACUUAUGAAUCAUUAAAUUUUUGUGACAGGGGAAAAUGGAGGCCAGAGAGUAUAGCUCGUCAUCUGAAUUUGCUGCUGAUGUGCGGCUCAUGUUCAGUAACUGCUACAGAUACAAUCCUCCAGAUCAUGAUGUUGUUAAAAUGGCAAGACAGCUUCAGGUUUGUCAACAUGAUCAAUGCAGUGUAAAUGUAACAGUGUUCAACAUCAAUCUUCUCCCAACAGUAUUAGUGCAUAAUCAAGAGGAAAGGAUAUAAGAAGUAAUAAAAUGAUCACAAAAGGGAAAAUGCUUUGAUCUUUUUAUCAAACUCUCUCAACGUAUUCUGCAAGGAAAUGUAUGAAGAUAGGUCUGGAGAAUUUGUAUGUGGAUAUUGGGGCUAUAAGAGUUAAGAAUAUACUGACUUAUUGUUAUAUUAAGCAAGGGUAACAGUUGGGAAGUCUCAUAUCUGACAUCUGUCCUGAUCAUUUCUACACCUCUUAUUGUAAGGUUCUAACGACUUUGGUUUUUGCUUGAAUAUUUUAUUUUCAGGAUGUUUUUGAAAUGAAAUUUGCAAAAAUGCCAGAGGAAGCUGAGCUUCCUCCAGCAGCAAUUAUACCUGAACCAGAACCAGAGCCAGAGUCUCCUGCUACACUCCCAUCAUCGUCCCCUGCUUCUGAUGACAAUGAAGCAGAUAGGGCUGAGCAACUUUCUCAGCUUCAACAGCAGGUACUCAACUGUUUUUCUCUCGAUUCUGUUAAGGCCACACCCAUGUUUCUGAUGUUUAAGUCCUACCUGUUAGGUCAUUUGUGUCAAUUUUAAAUCGGGUGUAACUCGUGAGUCACUGACAAGUAUGCAAUUUAAUUAGGUUAGGUUUGGGCCGCAUUUAAAUUUUACUUCCUAAUUUUUAGCAUGUUUAAUGUUGCAGAAUAUUCUUUGUAUGGGAAUUUAGUUUCCCCCAAUUAUUCUCCAGUCAUGCACUUUUCGUAUUAGCAUGACAAAGUAUUAUUAAACUUAAACUUAUGUGAGAAGGGGAAAGGGGUGCAAAGUGAAGCCAGAGUUUUUGGUUUUGUUUCAUCUCUGAUUUACUUUCAAUGAUUUUUGCCCUCUUGACAUAAUUAUAAAGUGGUCAUCUUGCUAAUUCUAGCAGCUGGCAUUCUUGCAGGCUAUGGUUAUUUUCCUUGUGGUUUUUUCUCAUAGUUUAUAUUUUAGAGUGAAUUUGACUACAGUGGCACCUUGUAUUGAGUCAUCCUGUUUUAGGAGUUUAGCCUUUUGAAAAAAACACUCAGUCAUUAUCUUAUUUGAAAUUAACCUUAUUGAAACAGUUUGUUGUUCAUGGCACCUAGAUGGUGGCAUAAAGGGGAUCACUGUAUAUUGAAAUUGGGCUUUUUAUAAUAUUAUCAUAAUCAUGUGAACAUAUUUUAUUUGACCAUGUUACCAACUAGCCAGCCGUUUGUUUUUGAACAGAGAAUGAUAUGAAACCAUAUAGGUUUUUUAAGAAUUUAUUUUACACAGUCACCUGGUAGCCUCUUCAACUUGUAGGUCUGUAUUUGAUGCUGUAAUUAGAGACAAGUGGUCAGGUUACGAGGCCUUUACUACUUUUGUUAUUCACAGCUUAUAUCAGUCCACGAGCAACUGAGCAAACUAACUGGGGAGUCUGUGCUUGUAACAAACAAGACAAAAAAGAAGCCUGAAAAGAAAACUGUUUCCAAAAAGGAAAUCAAACAAGCAGCACAGCCGCAGCCAAAGAGUCAACCGAAGCAAAAGGCAUCCAAGUCUCAAGCUGCACAUGCUCAACCAAAAGCUGAAAAACCGGCUAAAAAACAGUCUGCAUCAAAACGAUCUGCAAACAGCAAGUAAGCUUAACAUACAAAUAUUGUGUCAACUGUUGUUAAAUAAACUAGUCACUAGUUAUGCCUAGAAUUACUUUUGAUUGAUCUUCUUCUGUGGCCAGUUUUGUAGUAGUUGUUACAGAGAUGACUCAUGUCAUUAAGUUGGCUACUAGCAACUUCAAUAAAUCUGUUUACUGCUUUGUUCAAUUUAUUGUCAUACCUCCCAACUCAAGCAUGUGUUCCAGUUGGACAAGAACUUUUCACAUCAUGCCUUGUGUCAAUUCAAUGCAACUCCAUAGAACCAACAAAAUUUCCUAAUAUAAUUGUGAUCAGAUCAUGUACCUUGAAGCUGCUUAAAUUCUCUGUACCAGCUUAUGCCAAGCAAAUUAUAUACUAGCCAGGGUAGUUUUUAUCUAUUUAUGUUUUUUUUAUUGUAACUGUUACUGAAAAACCAUUUUAUUGGAGUGACAAAUAAUUAUUUUUUAGUUCCCCACCUACUAACUGCAUAUACCUUGCCACUUAAAAUCUUAGUGACAACCCUGCUGUACUGUAUUAAGUGCCUAUUGAUAACUCCUAACAACUUACAACCUAAAUAACCACAAUCUAGUCUGAGCAGUGUAAGUCAAAAAUUCCUCGCUGAUGGAUAAGGUAACCUCAGCACAAAAACAGCAAGGUCCAGGCUCGUGCAAUGUUGGAUAGUGUUAUCCACCGGAUUAGUAUUGAAGAAACCAGUUAUGUUGUGCUAUCUGCUGGAGAGAGAUUUUUCUAGUGGAUAGCUUUAUCUAACUUUUGAACAACUGGGGCAAGAAGUCUAAUAAUAAGGAAAGUACCAAAUUAGUUGUUAAGGAGGUUGUUUGUGUUUUGGAAGGAUUGCGGCUAAAAAGAAGACACUAGAGGUGGAUAGUGACGAUGAAGUGGACACAGCAAGACCAAUGACAUAUGAUGAGAAAAGGCAGCUUAGUCUUGAUAUAAACAAACUACCAGGUAAGUUCAAAACAUUCUCUUGUUCAAGAAGACGAUUCAUUCAUUAUGGUGGGAAACAUUUUUGCCUGAAUGCAUCUAUUUUAUAAAAGAGCUAAUUCAUUAAUUUGCAUUUCAAAAUUAGGAGACAAAUUGGGAAGAGUGGUAAACAUCAUCCAGUCCAGGGAACCCGGUCUGAGAGAUUCAAAUCCGGAUGAAAUUGAAAUAGACUUUGAAACACUUAAACCAUCAACACUCAGAGAGCUGGAAAAAUAUGUUCAACAGUGUUUACGGAAAAAGGUGAAACCACAAACAAAAAAGGCAAAGAACGCAGAGGAAAGAGAAAUGGAGCAGGCAAAGAAAAAAGAGGAACUAGAACGGCGACUUCAGGUAUUGUGAUGUACUUGUAUUAAGCGCAGGCAUUUGAUUUAAUUUACUUGCAAUAUUUGUACAAGUUAUGUAAGUUGUAAGCUAGCUGGUGCAGUACAGGGGUUCAGCUGACCACGUCACUCCUUUUCCUCACCAAGGAUGUCAGUGGCAAGCUGGGAGGAACAGGGCAAAAGAAGCAGACAAAGAAAGGUGGGUUGCAUUUCAUUUUUCUUGUAGGGUUUUCAAAGUUUUUGUUUUCAUGCUGUAUUUCUUUGUUAUUGGUGUUUUGUGUUUUUCUACAUUGUUGAAAAUCAAAACAACAGGUUAUAGCCAUAGUAAAAUGUGUUCAGCAUUGAGUUCUCCGAAAUGCUUUUGGUGACGGCUAUUUUUUUGGUAAGAAAUUUUUGUAAGCUUUGAUGGUGUGACUGCUUGUACAGUAUGGCUGUCGUAAAAAGGUGGAAAACUAUAAAACCACAAAAAGUGGUUACAGUUACUUGUGAGAAGUGUUGGUUUGCAAGGUUUCAUCUAAAAGGCUCUGGCUGGGAAAAGUUUAGUGUUCUGGAAUAAUAGUUGCUUACAAGAAGUGUUGCACUUGACUGUAUAGAGCUGGGCUCCAAUUUAGGCAUUGUCUGAAGAUAGAUAUUGGGGUGGUCACUGCAAGAGAUUAACAUGUGACGACAGGUUCGUUUAUGUUCCGCAACCAUCAGAUUAGACGUGCAGUGCUGUGAAAUGGUACAUACAGUUUUGUUCCUUGAUUCUUUCUUUUGUUAUCCAUGAAGACCUAUACAUUGAAAAUGAUGAAUGCAACAGUAUUGCUUAAUAGGUAUCUUUAUGUAGCACUGGGCAUUCUACCUUCCUUGAAAAGCUAAAAUAGUCCCAGUUCAUGCUAUAAAUUAUAUUUGAAGACCCUAGGACUGCAUCACUGAAGUAAUUCCAUCCUUUCUCUCUUGGAGAUCUUUUAAGCUGAAUGGUGAACUUCUUUGAAGGAGUUUGAUUUUCUCAUAGUCUUGUUUUUCUCUCUCUCUUUCUCUGUCUCCCUCCCUCUUCUCAGACACUAUCUAACUAACAGCACUUCCCAUUCUGUUCUGAUUCCAUUUCAGAAUCACAGCGCUCUGAUCAUUGUGUUGUGGAUGUUGUUGGCAGCGAGCCUCGACCACGAAGAUUAAGCGAGAGCAGCAGUAGCAGCGGCAGUGGCACAAGCAGUAGUUCUGAUUCGAGUUCAAGCUCUGGCUCUUCUAGCUCAGCAAGCAGCUCUGACUCUGAAUCAGGUAGUGAAGAAUAGACGACAGACUUGCAGCAAUAGCCAUUAUCUCAGAAAAAAGUCGCAUACAUAGAAUUAGGAAAGUUAAAUUUUGUUUUUUGCGAGCAAAAAUGCUGGAAGAAGAAGAGACGUGAAAAAAAUUAUAAUAUAGUCUUUCCCAUAAAUAUGUUUUAGUGUAAAUAAUGUACAUUAAAUUCUUUGUGUAUAGAACUGUCACGAACUACUGAUUUUGCCGUUCUUUUACCAUUCAAGCGAGUAGAUAGUGUGACCAUAAACGUUUAGCCAUAAUGUAAGUGUUAGGUAGGAUAUUUGUAAAAACAAAUCUAGGGUAGAUAGUGUUUGCUUGAUCCUCUGAACAAUGAUAGUACUUAGGAAGCCUCUGAACAACAUCUUCAUGUUUCUUCAUACGCAAACAGGAUUCGUAUGACAUGCUUUUAAAGACUGCCAGGCAGCUUGGGUCUGUAACUUAAAAUUUGCAUCUGGCCAAUAAUCUUGAUGCAUCAAAAUAAAUUGUAUUUUACUGUUUUGGAUUUUGCUUGUUGGUUGUACAUGUGUUACAUUGUCGGUUGACGAGUUUAGGUUCCCUAGUGCAGGUGGAUCUAAUGUGGUUUCCUUGUUUGACAGAGUCUGGUGGUAAGACCCACAAGACUUCUCACAGUACUAGCAAGGUACUUAUAAUUUCAUUCACAACUUUGCAAUCAAGCCGUCUUCUUUACCACAAACACAUCACAUUUCUGUUAACCAACUCAUUGCUUACAGACACGCACAAUUAGUAUUUACAAAAUUGUUUCCUUGAAAGCCAGUUUGCUAACAUUAGACAUCCAUUGACCUUUUGUAAACCCAUCAACACAUAACGUUCUAGCUGUAUGUGUCAAAGCUAUUGGGGGUAGCCAUGAUUUAAAAUGACAGGAGGUGCAAAAUGAAUUCCCCAAUUCUCACUUUUCACAUGUUACCAAAAUUCAAAUUAGGGAAAUAGCAAUUUUUGCGAGUGUUUACUUUCCCGAGGUAUGAUAGGAGCUGAACACCUUUAUGUCUGCAAAUGUUUGGUUCAAAAGAGUUCUUCAUUUUUCAUUAGAGGAUGCUUAAAAUUCUAAGCUUUUGCAUGACACCUAUUCAGAUGGCAGCCAAGAAAGCUCUCAUUUACGUUGAAAACUUUACAGAUUUUUUAAAAUUUUGCUAUUUAAACUACUUGUCUCAGAAUACAAUAAUUUUGAGUAUGAGAAUGAGUUUCUCAAGUGAUGAAAUGACACAGGAAGACUGUAAGGCAGAUGUUUCUGUUUUGCAUCAUCCAGAUUUGUGCCCUCAAAAGGGGUGUUCAUUAGGCAUUGGAGAUCAGAGAAGUCUCUGUUUGUUACUCGGAAUUCUCAGGCUAAUGUGUGAUAGCUUAUGAAUAUUUGUUAUUCAGACAUAGAGCCUCAUUCACAAUAUUCUCCUUUAACAUUACACCUUUUUCCUGCUACUAGAAUUCUUAAUGAAAACCCGCUCAAAGGGACACUAUUAUGGGGUCUCUUUUGACAAAGAUUUCUAAAUCUGGGAAAACAUUUUUUGGACUGCUUCGCAUAUGAAAUAUUUUGUACCCCUGAUUCCUGUUGAGGCUUUUUGUAUAGUCAUUUUCCUUCAUUUCCCAGAUUCUGGGCUUUCUGUAUUGAAUGGUUUUUGAUUUUUAUCUUUGAUGACAUGGCAGUGAAAACAGAGAAUAUCCCAUCAUAAAUUUCUAACUGUGAAAAUAUUCCAAGAGUGAUGAACAAAAUAAAUAACUGUAAGAAUUUCGUUUGUAGAAGAAUUUCCUUUUCUCAUACCCUUUGCAAUAUGCAUCCCCAGGAGUAAUACUUGUACAGUACUAUUUUGGGAAAAAGCAGCCAAAUUUUUUGACAAAGGAAACUUUUAAGCUCAUACAUGAACAGUGAGAAAAGUUGUCACAUGAUUAACCGAACAGAAAAAUUAACAUGCAACUCUUUUACGGGAAAUAUAUAAGCCAAUGUUAUUAAAUAUCUAAACAUGUUUAAAGCAAGCACUAAUGUACUGCACAUCCAUUACACAGAGAAGGGCGACUUUUUGUGCUCUCUCCAGGUUUUUUUUUUUUGGAAUGGUGAACAGUCUUUCAAAGUCUGUUACCACUUCUUUGAAUUCCGAAACCAAGAGUUCAAACCCCUGAAUCAGUUGCAUCUCUGUCACUUUAAAUCUGCCCAAGGGUUCUUUGACUUUUUAACUUGCCGUGACCAGCUUGUUAUAUUGAUAGGCAGAAUGUAUUUGUCAAAGCUUUCAUUUCAUUUGGCUAAGUUGAACAUUUCUUGUACACAAAUGCCAAAACAAUGCGUUCUACAUUAACUAUAGGCACACUUUUCGCUUACCCCAACUUUCACACUUGUUUCAUGCUUGCAAGGUUAGGAUCAAGCAAGAGGGAGAAUGGACAAGGAAGGGUUGAGGAGAGUUAACCCUGUUGCUCUAAUUUGUCUGCCCACUAUCUUUUCCUCUCAUUCAGUUCAGAGUUGAUAAAAAUUUAAGAGAAAUAAGAAGAGUAAAUACUAUUGCUCUUGUUUGGGUCCCAUCUUGUGGUGAAUUCUCGCAUCCUCUCAUGCACUCUUAAAGUUAAUCCCUUGCUUCACAAUCCAUCUUGUUUGAUCCCUGCUUUAUGGUGUUCUGACUUAGCCAUUGAUACUAAUGAGUCAGAUCUGAUUCUAUUCCUCCUGAAAUUGCCAGACAAAGUCUGCUGGGCACACAUCCAAGGCGACACCAACGCCGUCCAAACCAGCAGCGAGUCCUGUGGCCCAGCCCGGUAUGUUCAUUUCCCCACUUUUACAUUAUGUCUUCAAACCCACCAUUUUUUUUGCCUCUCAUAACAUCUCCAUAAAGCAGGUUUCAGAAUUUGUUUCCUUCUACCCUUAGAAAAAUAAAUACGCACUAGUCUUACCAAGGCUGAAAGAAAUGGUCGGUUUGAAUUGCUUUGUGGUAUUAUGUUUUAUACAUUAAACAUCUGUACUUUACAUGUUUCAAUCUAUGAAAUAAACAACAAAAUUUCAUAGUUUUAGUCAUGAUGCAGAUCAGCUAACUUUGCCCCACUUUCACUGAAGCUUAAAAGCAUUUUGUUUAACAUCCUUGUGAGUUAAGCAUGGGCUAGGUGGCUGUCUUACAAGUCUCACGCCCAUGUCUGUUGACUUCAAAGUGAGCGCACCAAAGACAAAAGGUAGAGCUUGCUCAGUCCAUUUCAGACUGUUUUCUUCAUGCCAUAAUGUGGCAGAAAAUUCACAGCAUUGGCUCACUUGAUCCUGAAUUAAUUUCUUUCAGUUAAUUGAUAUAUUCCCAGAGCUAAGCCAAAUUCAAUUCAUUCAGAAUAUUUCAAAGUGCACAACAUCCUUAUGUCAAUGUAGAAUUUCCUGUAACUUUUGCCAGUUCCUUGGCAGGUUUAAGAAAUGAACUAGACUUCCUAUAAUGACAUGUUAGUGUAUUUUUGCCAUUUUUUGAGUUCUAAAAUUAGCGAUAAUUUUGCUAUCACAAAUCUUCCAGCCAUUUUUUAAGCUCCUACGGACCAAAAUAAUUAGGUCUCUCAGGUGCCCUUGUCUUUGUCCUGUAUAUUCUUGAGCUGUUAUUAAUCAGCAAGGAAAUUUGAACCAAUCAGAAAUUGAGAAACAUUUUGAAUGAAUGACAACAAGGAUAUUAUUUGUGUAAUUUGGAGCUCAUUAUGGUGCAAACCUGUAUGCCUAAGGGCCCUUUGUAUAGACCACUUAAGCCUGUCCCAGAAAAACUCACGGGUCCGUUUGUGCAGGUUUUCAAGUUGUUUGAUGCAUUUGAAACUACCCAAAAUCGCCUCUUCCUUCAAAAGGUUAUAGAGAAUAGCACUGUUAACUCUAAUUUGAAAAAUAAAGUCAUUUGAUAUGAGCUAAUGUUGAGUGUUCUGAUUGUAAAGUGUGUGAACGUCCAAGCGGUAGCAUAAAAUAAAGAUGAGUUUGAUCACAUUUUUUCGCUACAAUCCUUAUUGUUUGUUCAAUUCACCAUCAGUAAUUAAAAAAGAAAAACAAACUGUGUAGGUUUGCCCCUUUCAAACAUUUCCUGUAAAUCCCUUGAAGUUGCUAGGUGACUGAUAUACUUACCGACAAUGUGAAUGAAUAUUAAUAAAACUACUGUGGCAAUUAAAAUGAUGGGUAGUAAACCUUUUUCGCCCCACUCAAAUUUCAAGUUCGUUUUUCAAAAGUAAGAGUGUAAACAAGGCCACAAAAUUUUGAGUAAUUAUCUCAAAAGGUCAAUGCUUUUUAUCUCUGUGUCUUAAAAUAUCUUGAAACUGUUUGAGGAAAUUUCUGGGAGAUUGCAGUAACCUACUCCUACAUUUUUCUUCUCAAUGGUUUUAAAUGCCACACUUGUUUUCUGGUCCUGAUUUCUGAAAUUUAAUGGUCACCAUUCUGUUCACUUGAAUUAACUAAUUCGGGUGGACACUUUAUGAAGGUGUUUCAUCUGGCAAGUGCAAACUCAUCUCCCCCAUCCCCCCCCCAAAAAAAAAAAAAUUGAGAAGAUAAAAAAACACAAUUAUUGUUACCUUCUUCAUGGGAAAUAAACUGGUGAUAACUGCUUAUUUCACCACAUUAAUAGUGGAAAUCAUCAUUGGAUUAGAGAAACCAUUUCAAAGAACACCUGACAUCAAUGACAGGUCCUGUCAGCAGCCAAAUUGAUGUUAAAAUAGUGUCUGUAGAUGUGAAUGUAAAAUUUCCUUGUUUACAUACAACUUUCCUUAAGGCAAAAUAACUUGAGUUAAUGACAAAGUCACAAAAUUAAACAUCUAGAUUCAUUUCAUUUCUGAGAUCAAAAACAUAUUUGCACCAUAAUUAUCAUCAUCCCUGAUGAUGCUGUUGAUUGGUGAAAGCUUGGAUUUUGUAUUUUACUUUUUAAGCAGAAGCAGUUUAAGGCCUCACUAGAACAGUGUUUAUUUUUAAUUAUGCUGCUGAAGGACAACAUGAACAGAUUAUUCCAAAUUACAAUAAUUAUUGUAGCUUCCCAUUUUAAAUAGCCAUACAGAUUGGCUGCAAAUAGUUUACGUCUUGCUCUUGCAAGAAUGACCAUUCUUUGUUGUGGUUUUGAUUCCAUUCCCUCUCUGUCCCUUUAAGAGAUUAAGUGGGCCUGCAGUCGGGGCAAAGAAUGAUUGCCUAGCCUGAGAAAACAGCUGACAUUUUGUGAUGCCACCAGAACAGUUUCCCCUGGAAAUGACAUCUGAGCACAGAAAUUCCAUGCUAGUGACCAGCAUUUCCCUGAUUUGGGAAGUGCUUUUGUUCGGUUGACAAUUUUGUUAAACCAAUCAGAAGCACUACUCAGAUCUGGGUAGCAACACAUCAUCAGAAUGGAAUUUCUGCACUUGUCCCUCAAAUGUCAUUUUGCAGAGAACCUGUUGGUGGCGUCACUGUUUUCUCAGGCUACAUCUCCAGGGUGUUCAUCAGGUAUCAGAGAUAAGAGAAUUGUCUGUUUACUGUGCAGAAUUCCCCAGCAAACGUUUGGUAGCCUAUGACUAUUUUUUACUCAGACGUGGAGUGUCUUUCACAAUAUUCUCCUGUAAAGUUACACCUCUCUCCUGCUAUUAGAAUUGUUAAUGAAAACCCUGCCUCUCUCCCACACCAAUUGCAACUGUUGACUAAUUUGACGUUACAGGCAGAGUCAGUGAGUUGUCAUUGAUUGCACCGUUUUGAUUACUUACUGCUGGUCUUUGUCAGGCAAUGGAGUCGAUUAGUUGUGUGGAACUUAUAAGUAGCAACAGGCUUUGUCCAUGACAGGAACAUUAUUCAUGGUAAUUGGUCUUUGAUCCUCAUUGUCAUCAGUAAGGAUCAAAAUUAAUGCACCAAUCACUAACAACCCUAGAUGCUACCACUAAGUAUUGAACAGCCAGUCAGCACCAUUGCCUGGUGAACCCACAGUAAAAUCAGUAACAAAGUGAUCAAUAAUUGAUUAUCAAACAUACCCACAAACUAUGAUGAAUAAGAUCUCCCUGUUUUAUUUCAUUGUCAGAGUUAAUGAAUUUUCUUAAAUUUACUCUGUCCAUCAAGAUAUUUGUUGAAAUUAGUUAAAGGUUACUAAGGAGCUAAAGAUGUAAAGGUUGCUGCAUGGACUCUCAAACCCAUUUCUUCCUGCUUUAGCUGUACCAUCUCCAAAGCCUCCGCCAGUAGUAAAACAGGAAAAACAUGCUGUACCAAGUGUCGUGUCCACCACCAUCCAGUCAGCAACACCAGUAGCUAACAAUCCGCCUGUCGUUAGUGCUGCGCCACCUAAACCUGCUAAACCAGUUACUUCGAGUAUCCCUGCAGUAGCACCCAAACCUAUGCCUAAACCUGCUGCAGCAUCUACAGUGCACAAGCCAACACCCAGCAGCACAACUGUCACACCUAAGCAGCCUGCUGCAGCACCUUUUGCGAGAAGUGCAACCAGUACUAGUAAACCUCCAGCCACAGUGGCACCUGUCACUACUACUACAAACAUACUGCAGAAAGACAAAACCCCAGCUGCUGGUGCAGAGAAAUCAGCUACUGCAAAGUCAGGUGUGUUUCUACAAUCCACCCAUCGUAUCUUCACACUACAGAACCGUAACUCUUGUUUGCGAUAGACCAGAAGCAAAUUCAAUGCAAUAAUUGGAAAGAGAAUCGCCCAGUUUUUCCAGGCACCCUUACAUUUACAUUUGAUACUCCUGUCAAGCGCAAAAUUAUUUCUCCCCACAAUGCCAGUACUUGCCAAAAAAUUGGCUUUAUUCCUUGUUUCUGAUUACUUCUCCACCCUUCUGUAAGAAAUGUUUUAGUAAGCAGGAAGGAUGAUACCUUUCCCCAUGUCCCUGAGAUCUACCACUGGCAUUCAUGCAUUUAUAUUCCUUCUCUUUACAGGGAGCAGUGGUUUAACAUUUAACAUCGGAGAGCUGCCUGGUUCACUUGCAACAAUUGGUAUGUUUGUAAAAUUAAUAGUUGUAUUAUUAUUAUUAUUAUUAUUGUAAUCCUGUCAGACCCGUAAGGAAAAAGUGCUACGGAUUUUCUGAUAAAACCAAUCAUGAUUUCUUUUUUUAACUUUUCUUUUCAGGGCAAAAAAGUGAAAAUCAAUCAACAAAGAAGGUAAAAUUUUUAUACUGAAGUUUAAUUAUCAAUACCACGCAACCUUGCAUCCAAGUUGGCUAUUUUUGCUUAGUUUACUAUUUAAAUUUUCUGUUUGCAUUCUCGUUUUCAAGCCAAAUCAUUAGUUUUUUCUGUUGCUUAAAUAUUAUUAGUUUUUGACCAUGUGAGCAAUAGGGAUCCAAUUAUACCCACAAAUCCCCCCAAAACAUCCCUUUCAGAGUGCAGAAUUAGUUAGGGUGUUUGUUCUUAAGGAUCUAUCUUGCUCAUUUUGCAAAGGAUGUUUUAGUUAUGGCUUGCCUAAACCAAUCAUUAGUUUCAUAAAGGUGCUUACAAAGCAAAUUAAUUUCAACAUUUGGUGCAAAGGCAGGACUCAUGUUUGUGAAGAUACAGCUAUAUUAACUAACAUUCUGUAAGAAUUUACAAAGAAAAACAAAUCAGAACUUUCUCUGAUCCUCAGGUCAUUCGUGUUAACUGUAGUAUGAACAUGUUUUAUCUGUGGUUUGGUGUAAGUGUACUCCCCUCCCACUCAUCAGUAGUGUUAACCCUGUAAGUCCCGAUAGUGACCAAGAUCAGUUUUCUCUUAAUGAUAUCCAUACAUUGUCAAGAGAUCUGGUUAUUAGAAUUAAUAAAAUGAACACCUACUGCUUUGCUUUGAUCUUUUAUCAAAUUGUCUCAACUCAUUCUUUAAGGAAAUAUGUAAAGAUCAGUUUGGAGAAUUUGUAUGUGGAUAUAAUGGGACUUAAAGGGUUAACUGUUUUCUAGGAUUCAGCAGCCAAACCAAUUCGACAAGUACCUUCCUGGUCCAGUCUCACAAGUUCAUCAGGCUCCUCGGUCUCACGACCUGUGUCUUCUGCAAGCUUUGAAAAGUUUAGACAGCAAGCACGGGAUAAGGAAGAGAGGGUAUGAAGUGCAGUCAAUUUACUGGUAACCCAGGCUUCACUCCUCAUAGUUGCAGCAAAACCUUGAUAUAACAAAGACCUCUGUAUAACAAACGAUCAUCUGUACCCCGAUAAUAGUAAAAUAUAUGACAAAGAGCCUCAAUAUAGGGAACACAUUUUGCCAGGCCCUUGGCCCCUCGUUUAACCAAUUUUAGCAGCUUAUUUUACCAAAACAAGAGGUUGAAAGCAUAUCACAACAGUAACACAAGCAGUAUAAUAAAUUUUGCAAACUUUUUUUUUUCAUCAGUGUCUUACCCAUUAAUCAUUACAUAGGACCUGGAAAUGCCUAAUUUAUUGUGGUGUGUCUAAUGACUGUAAGUUACUAGAACAAGGUUAUACUACUGUGUUAAUUUCCAUCAUUUCAUUACUGCACAGGAAAAAGUAAUGAAAGCUGAAGAGGAGCAGAGACGUCAACAGAAGGAACGGAUGGAACUGGAGAAACUGCGACAAGCGGAGGAAAGAAAAAGGUUUGUCUUCACCCUGCAUGAGCCAAAAAAGAGCCAGCACUUUUUUGUCUUGUUGGCUUAACCUUAGCUAUCUUGUUCCCAUUACAGAGAAAAGGAAGAAGAUGAUGCUUUAGAGCAAGCAAGGCAAGUUCAAGAACAAGAACAUGCCAAGCAAGUGCAAAAAAUGAAGAUAGAACGUAUGAGAGAGGCUGAAAGGCGAAGACGAGAAGCGGUUAGUUUAUCCUCCCCCAGCUUAACCAUUUACAUGGUACAAAGCAGUCAUGCUGGAGAGUAAGGGAUGCUUUAGGACAAGACAAACAAACAGUGCACAUUAUUUAAGAUCGUAGCUUCCUCUCUUUGUAUUUUUUUCAGUGCAUCUGUUGCUCUCCAGCGUGGCAGUUUUGUACCACCUGAAUAACUAGCCUGUAGGCCAUUUCUAAUUUGCCCCCAUACCCCUUUUGCAAUACCAGGUAAAAAGUGUUUCUGAUGUGAAAGUGAUUUUGAUUUUCAUGAAAAGCUAUUUAUUAAAAGUGACUGUUCUCGAUUAUUGGUUUUUUUGCAAAGAAAUUGUGGAAUUUUUUUCUUCUUUGUGAAGUCGCACAUUCUGAUUCAUUAGGGGUUAUUCAAUUUUUUUAAAUGCUUUUUUUUAAGGGCACACUAUAAUUAUGCCUUGUCGACAGUAUUAACGGUUUGUUUAGUUAUUAGGUUUGGGUUAGGCAAAUUGAAAAGGGUCCCAUAUUUAAACACCUCUGGAAUGCUACAAGCUCAUAGUGUUUGUUGAACUGGGUCCAUUUCUGUAUGUCUCCUUAGUUCAGGUUGCUGAUAGCAGAGAUUAUGUAUUACUUAAAAUGUUUGGUCCUUUGCUUAUAAUAAUAAUAAUAAUAAUAAUAAUAAUAAUAAUAAUAAUAAUAAGUAAAAUCCAACUAGUGGUCUAUUAUCAAUGCUGCGUUCUGAUCGGUUGAGUUACUACUAGGCUAUAUGGUAUAGCCUACUAGUAGCGAAAAAUGCACGCUUUUUGGCUGCAAAAAAGGAUUAAAGUCUAGCUUAAACUAGCUAAAAUUUUUUUAUUCUCGAUAUUUUUGACCAGCUAGUUGGAUUUUACUUAAACAUUUAUUCCUCUCGCCUUCAUGGCCUUCGAGUCAAUAGCCCAUUAGGGCUCGAGGGAUAAUUGUUAAUAAUACUAAUAAUACUGCUAUGAUCUUACAUCUUACAGUUGGCUGGUACGAUUGAUAUGAAUCAACAGAGUGACAUAAUGGCAGAGUUUGAAGGAACAAUGAGUUAAAGCCUGGAAGCAAAAUGAAUUGUAUAAAUAGUCAGAAAAGCAGGUUACAGAGGAACUUAGCACUGCAAUGGUUCAAGGAUACAGAAACCUUAUUGGCACACUUCAUGUGUUGCUGAUGCUAACAACACAUCAUAAUGCAGUGCAUACAAGUAAAGAAAUAAUCCAUUAGUUGACACAUGUAUUGAUAAAGAAGAUGACAUUCAGGAGUUGGAAGAAAAAUGAACAAUUUUUAUCUUAUUUAUAGCUUUUAUAAUUAUGUUGGUGAUUAAGAUAAUCCUAACAAGACUACAGAAAAACAAUAGCAGACAUUAAACUGCUAGAUACAAAACAAAACAAAAAAAUUAAUAAUGAUUUAAGUCGGGUUUAUUUCAAACAAAAUAAACCUAAAAUAGUCCAUUUGGAGAUCAGAACUAAAUAGAAUUCAAGAUAGAUCACCAUUAAACAUUUUUUCUUACUAACAUAAUUUAAAUUCUGCUAGAGAUGACUGUUUUCUUUGGUUGUCGCAAAAAUUACUUUUGUAUUAAAGAAUUUGAUAGUCUCCCAAUCAUCUUGCUACAAGAAGGUUUACUGAUAAAUUUACAAUAAUGAUAGCUGGUUUAUCAAUCACUCUUUUUGCUUAUCCCUCGUUCUAAGAAUUCAUUUUAUAAAAAUAUUGGACAACAGCAACAAAAAAAUACACUUAAGUACAGUAAACCCCCGUUUAUCCUUUCAUUCCCAGCCCAACUUAGAGCAAGAUGAUUUCUCACACUUCAUAUGAAUGUUGCGCUGUAACCAUUCAAAUGAAACCUCUUUGGUAGAAGUUUCGAAUAGUACUAUUUAUUUCUUGAGAUUUAAAAAAUAUAGUAAUUUGAACUUUUUUAUGACUUCUCGCUUUAGCCACUGUUAUUAGUGAAAAAGUUAUUGUGACAUCCCAAAAGUCAUGAAAUACUGGUUGUAUUGGCGAAAUUGUUAGAUUUUUUCUCACCAUGGGUUUUUGAGAGGUAGAAUUCCUUUAUACUGCUGAGGUUUCAUUUUUGUAUAAUGUCAUAGGAUAGGAUUUUGUCAUUAGACUCAAAACAUUUCUUCACAGGUACUUGUACUCCAGGAGUAAAGGCUUAAGAAGUUUUUAAGGUUUGGUGCAUUACUGCAGAGAACAAUCUGUAUUAUCCUCAUGGAUGCACGUUGAAUUUAAGUUGACAAGAAACAAUCUUGUGUUUCCAAUCUUUCCUUAUUUUGAAAAUAACAGUUUCAAUCUUCAUAUAAUACCUGUUACUUGUUUGUAAGUUGUGGUUUAACCAAAUUCUUUUGCUUACAACUCGUUAAGGUUUUCAAAUACAUUCAAAAUUGCAGGAUUGCAAAAAAUCAUCUUUUUAACUUGACAGCUGUUACUAGUUUUUUGAAUGUGAAGGCUAGCUGGGAAAUUCAGUCAUUUUCAAUCUCUCCCUAAACAGUCUAAACUGUUCCGCUCAGUGUGUGAAGCUACAAUAUGUAGAUAUGAAGCUCGCAGAUUGUAACUACAGACUAAAGGAAAAAAUGGUUAGAACAAAAAAUAACACAUACAUACAAACAAAAUUCUUAUAGUAAAGUAAUGUCAUUUGACCGCCCCAAAAAUGUUUUUUCAAAAUAAUAUUGCGUAUGAUUAUGAAGGGUUUCAUUUCAUUGGCUGGUACGCUUAUAAUGUUAACUAAAGUUGAAGAAACUAACAAAAAAAUUAAAAAGGACAAAAUAAAGAAUAAAAAAUGCUCUAACUUAGUGCCUUGAACUUUAUAUUGUAUAUCUUUGACUGAAACAGACCAACAGAAAUCCACCCUGGCCCCAAAGUAUGAGAGAUGAAAUAUAUUACUGCGUCCACUGUUUGAUAAAGCAGCAAACUUGAAUGAAUGCUCUUUCUUGUGGCUUGUCACGCGAUUUUCACAUGACGUAGGAAAAACAGCCUUGGGGAUCCAGGGUUGUACCUAGAAAUGAAGAUUAUGUCAUCAUGAAAAAAAAAAAGAAACCUGCCAGAUUCUUGGUGUUGGAGAUCGUGUGAUCAUCACAUGUUAAAUAUGGAAGGAGACAGUGUACAGCAUCCUUUACAUAGUAAAGAAGCUCAAAAUGGAAACUCUGGAAAAGAAGAGUGAAAUGUUUUGUGACUUUUGAAACAAAAAUCGUAUUGACUAAGUUCCUGGCAAACUGGCAUGGUUUGUAAAGAAUCUGGGAAUCUGGUUUCCAUCUUUGAAAAACAAGGUAUUUUUGAGCUGUAACAAGUGCUUGCCAGUGAUAAUGCUGUUCACCCAAAACUGAACACUUUGAUUUGCAAUUUCCUUCUGUGCCAUGCAAGAUGGUCACUCACAGUGUUUUUUUCUUUGUUUUGUCCUGUCAAUGACAUCCUGAUUCAUCAUUACUGAACAUUAGCAGUUUAUCACUGUGAUCUUAAAAUAUGAAGUACUCACUUAAAAGUAUUCAUUCCUGCUGGAUACUUGGCCAUCAACCUUUCCAAGCAUAAGGAAUUGAUAUCAUAUUGGCCAGAUCAUCAAUGGAAAGUCUGGGUUGACUCUGGCCAGAGCAUAAGAGCAUUUCAAGGGAUCUAACCAUCAUCCAUGGAAAACAACUUGACCACGUUCACCAUAAAAAGCCCGUCUGUUAAUAUCACUGUCUUAUGACAAACGUUACAAUGACGGAACACCUUUAACUGU